GUCUUUGAGUGAGCACAAUCAUGUUACCCACCCUUAGAAACAUGAAUGGGCUAGAGAGUAACUGCUCCUACUUUUGAGACCUCUAUUGCACCGACAUGGAAAGCGCUCUACUCAAUUACUGCUGUGACCUUCAAGUGGGCGCGGUUGUUCCUAUCGUGCAAUCUCCACCAGUUGGCAUUACAGCACAAUUAAAAUGCGUGUUCAAAGCGACCUGUCACUGUGGUUGUUUGCCGUGCAGCUUGGCACCCUGUAGUGGAGAGGGUGACAUCUAUGACUCCUCGCCAAGGGAGUCCGGGAGACGCACCUCACUGUAGUUAUUCUUCCAGCUCUGCCUGCAAAAUCCACCGAAUAAUUACAGCAACUACUCCAGCCUGGGGAGUUUUUGCCUUUUCCCCCUUUUUGGCAAGCGCAGCACCAAUCCCCAAUAUUCUUACACAGAAGGUAAGAUCUUCUUCUGUUUAUCUGAUUUAUUUUUUUACGAGAAUGCCGAGUCCCGAAGCGGUGUUGUAGUUGUAAUUAUCUGUGUAUGAGCUGCAGGCGAUUUUAGAAAACAAGCCCAAAAUAUUCCGAUCCUAUCUUUUUCUUUUCUGGUUCGAUUUUUUCCCUCCAACUUUGGCUGCAUUUUAAUUGCGUCGAACCGCGGUUUUCUCUGCCCUGAGGAGUCGCCUCCGUUAAGUUUCUGUGGAUUUACGCACUGCAUGCAUCUCUUCGGGUUUAAUGGCUCCUGAAAUGUGAAAAAUAAAAACCUCUACAAGCGUGCUGGUGGGCUACAUUUUGCAGGGUGUUAGUAUUCGAUCAUAAAACAGGUGAAAAGUGUGACCACUAAAUGACAUCAGUGCAUUUCGGCUUGCAGCCUGAGCAAUUAUCGAGCAACUUUGAAUAGAAGGGUAUAAUUUAGUGCCACUGCAAAUAUGUCUCCAAUUACGCAUCAAUCCAUAGCAUGCCAAGUUUAGAAUCCGCUCCUUCAGAUUGGAUAAAAGACAGGGAGGAAUACCCACAAACUUUCAUUUUACGUCCAAUAUCGACCACAUUGUCGAGAAGACUACGAACCAGAGGAGGAUGGGAAGCUUAAACUUCUCCUAAAGGGAACCGUAAGUGUGACACCCGCGUAAAAAAGCGACUGAAGUUGGGAUUUUUUAUCUUUAGGACCCGGCGGAGCGCUUGUUUGUAACUGGACAUAGUGGCUCCAUUUGAGGGAGAUUGCUUAUCGCUCUCUUCCUCUCCGGUCCACAACUCGCCUGGGCUGAGAAACCAGUCCCCCCCUCCCUAAGAGUUGCUCUCCGUUGGGAUGUGUUUUAAUACGCGGUGAUGAGCUUAAACGAAUUUACGAGAACUCUGUGACUGUGUGAAACCCCCCUUAACGGCUCCUUCUUGAGGUAUUUGUCGCGCGCCAUUCCCGUGCACGCUGCGCCAGGAGCAGUGCUGCGUAAAGCCAAGCAGCUCGCGUGGACACCAUUCAGUACUCGGCGGGAAAAGGGAGAAAAGGACUGAAUGUGAGCCAGUGGAGGGACGUUAUUUUGGAGGACAUGAAGCUGCUUUAGAGAAAGUUAAAGUUCAAAGAAAAGUUUAAAGACGAGAAAGUCGCCGGGGCAUCUCCUCGUGAAUGCGCGCUCUCUGCGCACGCUUCGCUUUGAUUGUUCCAUCUCGUGCGAAAUUCAAAUAAAUCAGAGAGAGAACUCGGAUAAAGGCGCACGACAACCUUUCUGCAACUCCUCUCUGCGGUGCUUAACUUGUUGAAUGAGCCCUGUCGUCCAAGGAGCGCGUUCAAAUGUGAGUAUUGUUGUGUUAUUAGCUCUGGGAUUGUGCAUUUUUCCUUUUUUUUGAAAACCGCCACUUGCAUGAAGAUGACAAUCGUGACUAAAUGAGUGAUAAUGGGGUAAUUGUAGUGGGCUGUUUCAUGGGCGGAUCGUCAGCUGUAAUCAGGUUUGAAAUGAAUAAAGGAUGAGCAGCUCAGGAGAAAUUGAGAGAAAAUGCAUCAAUUUGGAUCCUCAGAGUGGUACAUGUUGCAUUUUUAAGUUGCACUGUACUGACGUUUUCUUUGCAGUGACAGAAAGUGUGAUUGAGGUUUAAAGCUGCUGUGAUUGUAAACGCUUUCUUGUAUUCCCAGUUGCUAAAUCAACGUUAUAAUGAGUCCUUAACCUGUUGCGCAGCAGGUCAGGAAAGUCAGAUCUAGGUGUGCCUCGCCUCUGCGCAAAAACCCGUCUCAGCACAGAACACAGAUCCUGUUGAUAUAAAUCUCCUUACUAGUGCAAGUUCUUAAUUGAAUGUUUCAAUAUGAGCAGAAAUAACAGGAAGUGACUUGACGUUUUCCUCGCUGUCAGUCUUUAGUGCUCUUGAUUGCAUGAAUGUUACAUGUCCUGGAAUUUUUUUAAUGUGUGCAACAUGCUCUGCAUUUUUGCAUGUUAGUGCUUCAGAAGGAGAAGUUUGAAUAAUGCAUGGCAGCAGGUUUCAUGUGUGGCAGUGGUGCAGGCUGAAUCCCUGAAUCUCAGACUGAGAGACCCUCACACACUGUCACCACAUCAACCACAUCCUCUCAAGAGGAAAUAAAAAAAAAAACUCUUAGCAGGAGAGCACAGCCAGCUUUUGUUGUAAAUAAAAGUGCCUCCCAAUAGCACAGGUCAAAAGUGCAGCCCCUCUGGACACCGAUCGUAUGUUUUAUGUGCUUAUGGAUCUAUAGCUGCAGUGGAGAGAUGGACACAAAAGAGGAGGAGGGGGAGCGAAAGAGAAGUGAGACAAUAAGAACACAAACGUGUGCCAAAACAGACAUGCUUCUGCUUGCCAGUCGUUCCCACUGUGACUCAUAUGGAAGGGUUGGAUCUUGGCUCGGAGAACGUUGGAAGCAUUAACCCGUUUAUUGUUGCACUCAUCAGCCAGCUACAAAGCAUCAGUCUGUUUGAACUGGCUGUGGAUCAGAAGUUAUUGGUUGGAAGUCAGCGAAAUCAAUAAACACAGCAGAGGCAGUGUUGUAUUUGUGUGCAUCCUAAAUCCAGAGCAGGUGCUGAAAGUAUAAAGGCAGAGGCAUCGAAAUUGUUGCAGGAUGAUCCACAAAAGGAGCAUCAGUGUAGGCUCUCUCUCUCUUUUUUCUUUUCCGGCUAUUUAUUUUACGAUCAAUAAAAGUGUCACACUGCAAUCACUGAUGUCUGUAUUCAAGGUAGUGGCCUUUAGAGAUUUGGGAGCGCACGCUGUGUAUUUCAGCACCACGGACAGCUCCCCUGAAACAUCGCCCUGUAUUAGAGCCAGGGGUCUGGAUCAGAAAAAGCCACACUCAGACUGUGAGCAAAGCCACACUUUAGCAGGAUUAGUAUAAAAUGAAUGGUGGGGAAAAAAAAGAAAAAAAGAAAAAAAAGAAAAAAAAAACAUCCGCCAUGGGUUUUUAAGAGUCUAGCUGGGAGUUUGUAACCAAUAUAAGCCACGGGGCACGGGCUGCCUGCUGACUUUUAAAACACUCUGCCAUGCUUGAGCUGCCCAGGGGAUGGAAUGCAAGCGGACACAAGGGGGUGUUUCAGAGGCUUCAAAAACAAGUGAAGGAAAAGAGAGAGACAGAGAGAGCAAGAGAGAGAGAGAGGAAGAGAGAGAGAGAGAGAGAGAGAGAAAGGUGGUCACCCUCAGCUCUUAGCUCCCUCUCUCUCUCUCUCUCUCUCUCUCUCUCUCUCUCUUCCUGCAUACGGAGAGCUGCUCAAAUAUUGAUGACUUUUAAUAUAGAAUCUGACCUCAUAUUUUUCUCGGAGAAAAUUAUGACAUUCCUGAGCUUCUCCUUGAAUUUUUGAGGGGCCGCCGGGGUGUAGGUGGAGGUCUAGAUGCAGGAAGAGGGGGACACAAGUUUGGAAAAGGAUGAUUUUUGCGUAAUUUUAAUGAUUUUUUUUUUUUUAACUCUAAGGGGCCUUUAUGUGAAAUGGUUUGAAUCGCAGCUACACUCUUGGAUUAAUUAAUCUUCUUUAGAGUCUUUUGUAAGAGAUGAAUUAGCUCCCACAACGGUGUCAGAACUCUUAUUUUACGCAGAAAUCAUCCUGAAAAGACUUAAAGCUUUUUAUAAUGUACGCUUUCUCCCCCUUUACAGGCACCUUAGUGGUGCUCUGAUGUUAAAUGGUACGUGUCCACGGAGGUCGGCUGAGCAGCGUGACACCUUUCCUUUCAUCUGUAUAGAUUUCAUUACUCCAGGUGUCUAUGAAUUAAAUCCAAUAUUCCCCUGGUUAGCUCCAUUUGCUGUCGCUUAUUAGCUUUGAAUGUUCCCUAUUAAAUAAAAAUAAGAUAAGCGACCUCCACCACCCCGCCGCUGCUUCCUAAUUUGACUACCUUUAUAAUGAAAGUCAACCUUGGUGUUAUGAAACGAGGGCGUAUCCAGGUGUAUGUGCGCAAAAGAGAUGAGAAGGGUCCAUCCUGUGACACAUCUGUGGUCUCAGACUGACAUCUAUAUUUAUGAAACCUGAAACACGCAUCCCUGAUGAAAGGUAUGGCGCAUCUAUCUCUCCAUCUGCGUUAUCACAUUUGUAAUUGGCCGCUUCUUACAGGAGUCUUAAUGAUUGACAGGAGCCCAUUUAAAGAGCCCAAACUCUCCCCUAUAGUUCCCUCCCUUUUCCCAGCAGAGGUCUGUCAAACGAAGCCCGCCACCCGUACCUCCUGACAGGGCUCACUUUGAAGGGUCCGUCCAGGCUGAAUUGCAGAGCAGAUCGUUUCUCAGGCUCGGAUGAACAUCUUUCAUUCUGCUUGGAAUGUAUUCAAGCCUGUAGUCAUUUUGUAAAAGGAGGACAUUAAGUUGGGAGGAAAGCAAUAAUUGGUUUGAAUGUGGGGAAAACCUGCUCAAAUUGGUACAAUUUUCAGUCUGAGACAAGAUGGCCAAGUUAAAAAACUGAAUCCUAAUACCUCCAUAUGUCGACAGGGAGCACAGAAAUCCAACUGCCUGUGUAUGUGUGAGCCGCAGUGUCUUAUUAAGAUCCCAUUCUGUUUCCUGAAUCUUUGUCCUUUCAUAAUUAAAAGCCCUUUCUUAAUUAAUUUGAUUCGACUCGAUUAUCUCCUGAUAAAAAACUCCAAUCUUGUGACACAAAUUGAAAAACUAGCUCUUUCCCUCUGAUCAAAAAAAAAAAAAAAAAAGACUCUCCACAUGCUCCAAACCCCGCUUACCUGGGAAAAUUUGUAUUUCAGCUGCGACUGUUCGUCACAGAGGGUCGUAUGUAGCCUGGAGGGAGGAGUGUGAAGCUGCUGACCACAAAGUUAGAGGUUCAACUGCAUGAACCAGCUGGUUGCAGGAGGCGUUAUUUAAGUCUGGCUUGGAUUAAACAUGCAUAAUGCAGCAAUGCCAACUUAUAAACGCCAUUAACAGAGGAUAACUCUGCGUGCACUUGGAGGGCAAAGGUUCCAUCCACUCACGGAAAUAUCAACAUUUUUUCCACAAAGGCAUAACCUUAAGUCAUUUGAGCAUAUUGAAAUUCAACAGUAACUUAACUCCUAUUCACAGUCUCAUUACUGCCGUGGAGCGGUGUACAGCCACGCCAUUUUAUUUCCCCGCUAACACUCUCUCUCUUUUUUACCUGAGACAUUGAGAUCACGCUGGUCUCCCCUGACUGCUGCCAGGCGCCAUUACCUGACGAGUAAGACCAUCUGACUGAUGGCUUGUGAUAGCUUUGAGAAACGUACAAUCCCUCAAAUAGACCAUUUCUGUCUCCCAAUUUUACUUUAAUAUUUCCCAAAUGCCUCUAAAGGCUUUGGGACAAAGGCAACUCCGGAUUCGGCUAGCGGGGGAGCAAGAGUCGGGGAAAAGCAAUAACUUAAAUGUCGUGACUUGACACAUGGAAAUAAGCCUUUUUGUAUGAAAAUCAAAUGGAGAUUAGGCUUUCCAGAACAAGACCCAUUUGAAUUGUAUACAGUGAUUUUGGUGAGGUUAUUAUUGAGGGUUUCAUAUAAACAGUGGAGGCUUGCGUUGUGUUCGUGUGCAUUAUGUAUGUCUGUGUGCACUGAAAUGCACUACUUAUCCUAGUGCCCUUAAACCAUGCUGAAGCACUGUUGAAAUUUUAAUACUGUGAUUUCAGUGGUUUCAUGUUUUUGCAGGCUAUUUGAGCUCUUUUUUUCUUCUUCUUCUGUCCUUUAGGAUGCAGCCUGUGGCUAAAAAAACCACAGGAGAUCCAGCUCAGGCGUCUGACAGCCACUGACUUAUGAGGAGUGUCACCCUGCUCUGCACAUCACUCCUGACCGCUUGUUGACCCUUUCAUCAACGCUCAACACUUGUGAAGGAGCUCACUUGUUGACACACCUCAUCGGCAAGGCAGAAGUGGCAAAAAUCCGAGGAAGAAAGAAGUGAAUGGGGGCUAAUGGUUGCCUGAAGCGGCUCGUUCACAAGUAGCAACAUGCUGCCUCAGUUCCCAAAUGAGCCGCUGCACCGCGCAAAGCUGCAGUUCGUUUAGAAAAUCCUUUGUGACAUUGUCAUUUCUGUGACGGAAACGAAAGAAAAAAGCAGUUCCACAUCGACCACACAGAACUAGCGAUGUUUUGGCUCAUAUUCUUCACUCUGCAAGCUGUGUGCACCAGUGUGGCACAUGCCAUGCAGCAUUACCCUGCAGCAUGGGGACACUAUGACGUGUGCAAGUCCCAGAUCUACACGGAGGAGGGCCUGGCGUGGGACUACAUGGCCUGUCAGCCAGAAGCCACAGACAUGACAAAGUACCUGCGAGUGGCCCUCGACCCCCCAAAUAUCACGUGUGGAGAUCCGCCAGAAACGUACUGCGCUUUGGUGAGUCGUAACCUCGGCCGUCCCCUGAUGGAGACAAAUGAGGCUGUAGGCAGGAGCGUACAGUGUACUGGGUCAGGGAUGAAGAGCGGUGCAUACAAGGCAACGUGCUGCUGCUGCUGCAGCAGAGAUUGAUGUGCACUCACACACACAGACAGAGAUCAUGUGCAUUAGGAUACAAGUGCAGCUCCCUCUCAUCAAUAGAUGCAGAGAUAAAUAGGUGCGCGCACACUUGCACACAAAUAUAUAUGCAUUAAUAUACUUACUGCACAAGGACAAGAAGGCUUUUUUUUGGCGUGCUCGUGCAUACAUAAUCAAAUGUUCACAUUCACAUGUACGUGCACAGGAUUGCAAAAGUAGAUUUACAGUACACUAUAUACAUGCAUAUAUCCAUGGAGUCAAAGAGAGGACCAAUUGCAUUGCACAGUUGCACUGCGUUCGCUAAACUUAAUGGUUUUUCUGUCAUUCAGCUUAAAUAUUGUCUAGCUUCUCUCUUCUGGGAGUAAGCAGCAGCAGCAGCAGUGAUUCUGCAAACUCACAGAAUAUAUCAAUAUCAUUUGGACUAAAGAAAAUGUGGAGAUAGAUUUUUGUUAACAAACCCUAGAUUCAUAAGUACAUGCUGAUACACAUUAAGCAGACACUUACGCAUCUGCACAGUCCAACCACACUCACGCUGAAACACAUUCACCGCACACUCACUCAAACAGAGACGCAAAGCAAGGAUCAGUGUUAACAUUGACAGGGUAAUUGUGCUGCCACCGUUAUUAUGCAGUGCAGUCUCAGCGCAGUGUUUAGCGUUGUGUUUCACCGAGCCUUAUCAACCAUUAUCAACAGUUCAAGCCCAGGUUGAAUUUGUUAAGAAUCACACUCAAAGUAAGCAGCCAGAGCCCACAGGCUUUAAAGUGCUUCAUUAGAAGUCGUGUGUGUGCCCGCCGAGAGCUCCUGCAAGUAAAUAUUUACCAAUUAAAACGGGCAUCUUUAAAAGGAGAGGUUUUUUACCCUCGCAGCUCCAGAUGGCACUGAGACAUUUAAUGCCACUGUAGGAUGAAAAAAAAGAGCCGGUCUCCUGUCGCGGCGUUCUGACGUUCUGUGAAGUUUCAUAUCAAAACGAACUGUGGAACCUUUAUCUGCCGGCUAGAUCAUACUAAACACAACAUUAACUCUACAUGGAGAGAGCCGAGAACAAGGGAAAGGCAGGGGGGAUGAUGUACUGAUGAAUCACUUCUCUGCCUGGUAGUUAAAAGCACCUCAUUGCAAAUGUAGUUAUGUUUCCUUGUUAGCUCAAUUGGAGCAGAAAGUUCUUCAAAAGAAUACUGCGUAGUUUUUGCGACGACUCUGUUUGGUGUAAUUUUGUGAUUGAAUUCCAAAAAAGAAGCUCUGUUCAUUAACUUUGAAGCAAUUACAGAUUAAAAACAUAAUGUAAAAGCUGCAUCUACAUCAGCUGCUAGCAUGAAUGAAGAAUUAGUCUUUAAAGACCCACUCUGUUGAAAAUCACGUUUUUCUUGUCGUCUACAUGCUUAUAAGGCAUUUUCUGAUGCUACAGGAGAAUUAUGAGAAAACUAAGCGCAAAAAUUGCAUUUCUGAGUAUUUCUGCAUUUAAAUCACUGUGAAUAUCUGGCAGACCUAAACGGCAAGUUCAGACACGGUGAGAUUUCCAACAUAGCAAAUCCAAGCUCCGCCGGUGGAGCCCCGCUAUGCAGGCCAAACUCGGAAAAGUAGCAAAGACAAUUACGUAACAAGCGUGUGCGUUAGCGAAUUGCAAUGUUCGUAAGAAAGCUAAUUAUAAUUUUAGCUUUCAUCAUGCCCCUAAACACAUUAAUGUCCAAGAGCUCAAUAGCUCCUAUGUUACCUGCCACUUGUACUACACCGGCAAUGUUAGGCUGCAAGUUAGCAUGAAGAGAAGUGUGCAGUUUAGCACUGUCUCCGCCCACGACUCAGAGGCAAAUUGCUAAUGAUCUACUGGAUCUUUGCAGGAGGAAAGCCCUUGAAAAUGACACAGGUAAUGUGAUUUUGGCUAAAAACUUCAUAAUCACAAUUUAAAGACAACUGAGAACAUUUUAAGUAGUGAAAAAAAACCCACUCCGUCUGCGACUUUAAGAAAGGCUUUCUCUCGUCAUUGGAGAGAAAGAAAUCCCGGGGUCUUUGCUGCUGCUCUUCCUGCCUUGGCUUUCAUAUUUGCUAAGGUGACCAGAUUUCUGUAAUGAAAUCCGGGGACAUCCAGGGGGUGGGGGGUACUAAACAAAAUGUGAUUUCAGGUGCUCUAUUUCUGGAGAGCGAAAGUAGUGCAUCGUGCUUCCUACCUGACCUAACUGUUGUUCUAGUCAACUCGCAAUUUUUUUUUUUUUUCUCAUUCAUGAAACAUUUAAAUCGGGGACAUUUCCGGGGACAGCUUUAGCCGGGGACAGGUCAUCCAAAACAGGUACUGUCCCCAGAACAGAACAGAAAUUUCCUAAAUGUAUGUGGAAGUGCAGCAAGCUUAGUGCAUGCAAAAAAAUUAUGUCUUUUAUUUGAGGGAAAUGAUCCUGACAAAACCAGUGGCAUCACUAUAAAAGCGUCUGAGCAUCUUAUGUUUUCCAAAUCAGCAAAUGUUUGAAAAGCUGGAAUAAGUUGGAUAAUAUUACUGUAAAAUUCCCACACGGUUAAAUUUAUAGCAUAAUAGCAAAUAAUCUGAUCAUUGUGUUGAUUAAAGUUACAGCAGUAAGUGCAAUCCCAACUCUCCCUUAUUACACUUGCAUUUAAUUUGUACCUUGGCACGGCUUAAAGCUUUUAUGAUGCAACUUUUCACACAUUCCUACAUCUCACUGCCAAAAUGUCCAUCACCUCUGACAUGAACCCGAGGUCAUCAUUGUCCAGAUGAUCGGGAACACGGGCUCCUCCCGCACUCACCUAAACAGCUGUUGUGCGUUUGAUCUGUUUACACUCUCGUCUGGCGCACAGGCAGACUGACACCAGUGACCUUAUCCACCGGUGCUUCCUCAGAGUUGGUGGGAGAUGAGAGGGGCAUGCAAAUGAGCUCUUUCAGCCAAUCACUAAGUUGCCUGCAGUUGUGAGCUCGGUCUAAUCACUUUCCCCAGGAGUUGCUUUGCCUCAUGGCGAGUGUUCAAAGAUUGCAUGUCCCUCCCCUUCCUUCCUCCCUUUCCCUUUCCUUCCCUCCUUCCCUUUCCCUUCUGCUCACAAUUCUCAUCUGUGUCGCUCAAGAUUUUUUCCUUUCACAUCCGACCUAAGCUUUGCCGAACAUGGUGUCAGUGCUCAUGAAAAAGGGCAUUCAUCAUUCAAGAGUUGAUCUUUUUCAACUUUAGGUUUGAGGCGAAAUUGUGACGACACCCUUUUGCUUUUUGGUUGUACUUUCUUGUGAAUGUUCAGGACAUUAGAUAAAGGAUAGUCCAGGAUAAACAGAGCGGAGGACAGGUGUGAUGCAUCUGGGAGUUAGCCCUGUUUUUAUUUUUAGCCGCAGACCUUCAGGGGUUCUUCAAAAUGUGUUGGUAUUAAGGCCGUUCUCCUGCGGUGCACUGUGGCACUGUCACUCACUAUCAGUCAAUACCGGCUUCAGCCUUUUUUUUAAUCUCGGCACACUCACACGCAGUGUGCAAAGACUGGAACAGAUACACUGUCAUUAACGCUGGAUUUAUCAUUCGUAUUUGUCUUAGAGUCGAAUAAUUUCUUAGUCACGCCUUCUGCUGUGACUAAUAGACUGAAAUAGACAUUUGUUAUAAUCUGCUUUUUUUAUAGUUUAACGCAAAUUAUCCAAUUAGCCUCAUUCAAAUGCUUGUAGGCAAGACGUUUAUUAGACUAUUGCACCGCAUGGGACCAAGCUGUUAAUGCAAGAGAACGCCUGCUGAAAGACAUCUGCAUCUUAAACCUCUCAUAAUCAGUUUCGAUAUGGUUGACACACACACGAGGGUGUUUUUAAUUAAAGCACUUCUCUGUCUCCUAUAUACCUCCAAAUCAGGUUGGCUUUUAGGGAAUUAAUGCCAUUUACUUUGAUUUAUUGAGAGGGGAGGUUAAAUUUGCAUGCAGUCUGGAGUUGAAGUGCAUAUUUCGUGUUGGGUAUUUGUUUGUCUAAACAUGAAAAGAGCGGCAGAUGGCUGCCUCCACGUCACGAGCUGACUCUACUGUGUUAAUCAUCUCUGUUUGGUUGAUCGGACCACCAUGCGACACUCGUGGUGCUGCAGUGUUUGGAUUAGCACCCUGCUGAUCGGAAAAUUCUUCACCCAGAGGUUUGAAGAGACAGUUGAAAGACCCUCUGUUCGCUCACAUUUCCCAAACUGAUCUGCCAGUUUAUCUAAAUGGAUAACUGUUCGUUCUAAGCCAACAUCUAUAGCACUUGUCCUCUGCGGCAUUUCCAACAUGCCGAUUCGACCACGUCACCGCACAAACAUUUGUGAGACUGAUUCAGAAAUGUUGCCCAUUCCAGCUACUUUGCGACUAACCGGGUAGAUUCUUGUAAUUCCUCUGAACUUUAUUCAGCUCUCUCAGAAUGGAUGAAAGGAGCCGAGGCUGCCAGUUCACCACUCGGCCCCCUCGGAGGCUUAGGAAGGAGAGACGAGACGAGAGCUUCCACUAAGCUGCUCGGAGACUGCCACGUUAUUGACAGUCAAUGCAGCUGACUUAUCUUUGCUGGCAAUGAGUGGAGUCAUUGUGAACUUUCAAUCUGUGUCUUCUGUGCCCACAAGAGCUGAUGUAAUAGACUUUAGAGAGAGAAAUAGAUUACAAGCUAGACAAAGAGAGGUAACCUUUAGGCUGGGAGGUCAUUGACAGAAAUAGUGAGUCUGCAGAAGGAGAACGGCCUUCAGCUCUUUCAGAAUAUGAUUAUAUCCUGUGAACUUGUUUUGACAGUCGGAUAUCAGAGGAAUCACACAGCUGCUGCUUUAGGACGCUUUAGUUUGUGUCCUGAUUGUCCUUUUUUGACUUUUAACAAUGAAAGCAAAACUGAAAGUCCUGUAAAAGCAGCAGCAUGAAUGUCACCGCUCAGUUGUAGUUUAUCACUUUCCAGGGCUACAUUUUUUGUGAGUAGCAGCAGGCGGCUAUUUUCAGUCGCAAAGCUGUGAUAGACUCUCUUUGAACUGGGAAGUUGCUGGAAACAGCUACAUGUCGACCGCACAGUAAAUUUGCAGUCUCACUGUUAGGUGUAAUCUUCACCACUUAUCCCAUUUGGGUCACUGGGAGCUGGAGUCAGUCCCGGCUUUCAUUGGACACAAGUCACCAGUCAAUCACAAGGCUUACAAUCAAUAUAAUCACCUUCAGACAAUUUAGGGACAACACCUAACCUAACAAGCAUGUCUGUAGACUGUGUGAGGAAGCCUGAGGCAGCCUACACACAAACUCCAGAGAGACUCGAUCAUGGUAACCAUCGCACCAUGAGACCACAGUACUUACAGCUGACUAUAGAGUAGUGCCGCCAAAAAGAUUACAAAGAGGUCCAAGGUCAUGGCAGCACCAAAAAGUCACAGAGAGCCAGGAGUUUCCCGUAAAGGCAUGAAAGAGCAAAUCAAGAGGGAUGAACAAUUCCUUCAUUCUUAGAGGCAUGAAAGCUGACAUUGUCAGUUCAGCUUGGGAGAUCAGGGACUGGACAUUUGGUGUUAGUGAUUAAUGUGUAGUGGAGUGUAAAAAGCCCUCUGAUUUGUGUUUAACCACAACUAAGAGCCACACAUAGGCAGGAUUUAGACUGGGACCCUAAAAGUUAUAAAUGAUAAAGCCUUAGGCGUUCUCUGCAGUUCUGGAAGUCUGCAGACCUUGAAACUCAUCAUUGUGUAAAUUAGUGCAGCAGUAAGAAACUGACUGACUUCUUAGAGUAAUUCCAUGAUAUGCAUGUUCAGGAUAAAAACAGCAAAGAAAUAAGAGAUGCCAAAAAUGUUCGUCUUUUUGAAAUACUAUGAAAUACUAAUACAGCAGCACAUUUCAAGAAAGUGGGAACACAGUACAACUUUCCAAAGAAUUUUGAGAUUUCAUCUACUACAUCAUAGUAUUGCAAUAUUUUGUCUGGUGAUAUAUCAUAUUGUCUCACUGACCAAGUAUCAAUUUCUCAAAUUAAUUGCUAAUAUGAAGUCAAAUCUAUGAUAAUGGAAAAAUAAAAUCAACUGUUUGUCCAGUGAGGUUGGCAGAGGUGACAUCAUUGAGCAGGAGAAAGUUAGUACAACAAAUAUAAGGUUUGCGAGAUGUGCUACAUGAAAAUAAAAUACAGCAUAAAUAAGACAAACAUACAGGAAAGCCAAAUGCUUAAUUAGCUAAACAGUUGAAAAAUUUGUGUAGAUCGCAAUAUGUUGUAUCCCAACACUUUCAAAAUUGCAAAAUGCUAAAAAUCUCAAUAAUAUUAUAUCGUAGCCCAGGUAUCGUGAUAAUAUCAUAUCGUAGGGCCACUAGUGAUUCCCAGUGACUGAGGUGAUCCCGAGAAAUUCAUGUACAAAAGGACAAGGCUGAAAACUGGCUGUGAUCUCUGGGACCCUCGGGCACCACUGCAUUAAAAACAGACAUGACUCUGCAGUGGAAAUCACUGCAUGGGCUCAAAAUCACCUCCAAAGACAGUUUUCUUUAAACAUGAGUCAAAAAUGCUGGCAACUUCUCUGCACCUAAACCCAUUUAUGACAAACUAAACUGAAGCGGGAAACUUUACUUUGGUCAAAUCAAAUUUGAUAUUCUUUCUGGAAAUCAUGGAUACGGCUCUGAGGAGGAGAGGGGCUACCCAGCUUGCUAUCAGCUCAAUAAACAGCAUGAAGGCGUCAUGCUAAUGCUGAAUAAUAUCAACAGGGUUUGGAGCAGCAGAAAAGUCUGGAUGCUACGCUGGUCUGCAGUCCCGACUUGUUACCCAACAAAAAUAUACUGAGCGUCAUGAAACAACAAAUAUGAAAAAGAAGACCCUAGACUGUUAAGCAGCUGAAAUCUGAUAUCAGACAAGGAUUCAAAACUCUGGAAAUUCAUCUCUUGGGGUUCCUAAAUGUCCAUUUAAAAAUCUGUCGCUGGCAUCAAAUUUAAAAUGAGCAUACGUUCUCUGUGGGGGAUUAACUGACUUGCAAAAUAUCAAAACGUGUUUUUAUCAGAAUUUUUCCAAGCAUCACAACUUUUUUUGGAAUCGGGUGUACUUCGAGUUGCUAAAUAUAAACAUACAAAGACAGAGUGGCUUUAGGCAGACUGUUAGCAGCUUGCACACUACUAGGAUAGCCCUUAAGAAACAAGCUCCAAAUACAGACAUCACCAACCAAACUCACAACACAACGAAAAACUUCCUUGUCUCAAACUUGGAGGUGUUUUAGGACAGUCUGAGUGUUAUUAUGGUGAAAAGUGUCUCUAAUUACUGAAAUAACAGAAGUUCAGAGGUCACGCUGGAAAACGCCACUGCCCCUCUUUGAUCCUUGUAACCUUCCUCCCUGAGAGUGGGGGCUGGUGGGGAUUCAUUCAUCCAUAUAUUUGUUUGGGGACAGGGAACAGUUGGAGCGUUUAGCUUCCUGUCAACCCUGUGCCCUUGACUCUGUUCUGAACUGGCCCUGCCCAGCACAUCAUCACCGCACCACUGCGUACCAAGACACCGGGAUGACAUGCAACAUGUCCCCUGACUCCCGGAGAGAGAGGGUGGGGGGAGCCAUCAUUUAUUCUUUCACUCGCCUGCCACCUCUUUUGUCUCUUGGCUUUUUAAUUUCCCUGUCCCUUGUUUUCUGUCAGCUGAUGAUGCAUAAUAUCCACAGCUUGUUUGAACGUGCGCAGGUUGGGUGCUGUGUAUGAGGUGAGCGCUUGACAGAUAGAGAUAUGUCGGCAUUAUUCUCGGGGAUAUGUGACAGGUUAAUUCUUGGAGGGUUGUAAAUACAAAGACGGAUGAAUUAUGCAUGGAGAUAUAAAAGAAAGUGAUGGGCUUUGCGGUUCAGCCAGACAGAGUCUUUCUGGACAGCUUAACAUUUGAAUGCAUGUUUGCCGUCUGAAAUGGAGCGACUGCAACCGGAUUCAUAAUGCUUCAUUAUUUUUUAAAGACUACUCCUGAGCAGACAUAUUAACCAAGAAGACAUUUAAGGUUUUACUCUUUUCCUGCACAAUUGAUGAUAAAUUCAGAUUUUCUUUUUGAAACGGUAAUCUCAACCUUGCAGGAAAAUUAGCACUGCUCUCGCCCAUACAAGCAGAUCCUGAGGUCCUCAUACAUUUUUCAUCAAUUCAAACUAUCUUAUAUACACACUGAUAUUAAUGAAUACAAGCAGAUCCUGCAUUCCUUAUAUCCUCUUCAACUCUUUGCUGCUUUACUGACUUCUAAUGGAAACAAGCUGCUUCAUAUGGCAGCCUGUCAAAGUUGGAUGUACUUUGAUGUCGUAUUUGCUCGCUGCUUUUGAUAUGAUUUGACAAACAUUUCUACUAAACACAGCAUGGGGUGGAUGCACAUCAAAUUCAGCGAGUUCAUUAAGAGCACAUGUUAUCAUCAGGAAAUGUUAAAGUGAUGCUAAAUCUCUCAGUGAUUUAAAGCAGAACGACGAAGCCGUACAUCUAACAAAGAGCACCUCAACCAAGGUCAGAAGAUGAUACCAACAUGCUGAAUAUUAAACUGAAUUAGUUAAGCUGUAAGGAAAAAGCAUUACCACUACACAACUACUAAUACUGUACAUAGAGGGAUGUUGUUCAAACUAUCUGAGCUAUAUUGUUAGAAAAAGGUGACCUAUCAGGAUGUAUUUAGGUCAUUUAUAAACUGAUUGAUCGGGUUGUAUCCUAACUUGUGUGCAGUUAGUUAGAAAGGCUUUCUGGGGUCAGAAAAGGAAAACCUGAGUUUUUUAGAAGUUCAGAGAGCUAGAAGAAAAAGAGCCAAAUUAAGUGGUGAUGUGCUAAAAACCAGUCAUGUUCUCAUGCAUAAUAUCUGUUUCAUCCUCAGAUGCCCGUUCCCCGGGGCACUGGGCUCAUCUCGCUAUUUAAAAGCCUAUUGCUUUGGGUCUGUUGUUUCUGAAGAGUUCAUUUUGUUUUUUCAAAUGUUUGUAUUUGAGUAUUUCUUUGUGCUGACUUACAAACUGUCUCUAGAUUUGUUUUGUUAUUGGAAGCUUGUUGCAUGAUUUUCUAAAGUACCUGCCUUAGGACAAGAGAUUACAUCUAUUUUUUUUGCUAAAGCCAGUGUAUUUGAAAUGAAAAGGAGUUGGGCCACUUAUAAAAAAAAACUUGAAAUAAGUGUCAGAAUAUUAUUACAUCAGAUUUUUCAGCACAUUUCUAAAUUUCUUCUCAAAAUUCUGAGAUCAAAAUUUUCACAUUUUUAUACCAGAAUUCUGACUUUAAUUUCAGAGUUCAGGGAGAAAAAAAUCAAAUUCUGCGAUCAAAGUCAGAAUUUUGAUAUCAAAGUCAGAAUUGUGAGAUCAAAGUCAGUAUUCUGGGUAAAAUAAUCUGGAUUCUGAAUCAUGAGAUUAAAUCAGAAUUCAGAGAUAAAAGUCAGGAAUUAAACUUCUUUAAAAUUCCAUAGAGUCUGACUUCUGACUGGUAAUUCAUAAUUCUAAGAAAAAAAAAAUCAAAUUUGGACAAUUUUUCAGGAAAAAGGCCAAACCAAAAAUUUGCCCUAAUUCAUUUAUAUUUUAAUGAAGCAUUUUACUGAUAAACUACUUAAUAUGCGUUGUUAAAAUUCAGCACAUCCAGUCAAAAGAAAACUAAUCAUGACUGAAGGUCAGAUACCAUUUGAGGUAAGUUUGAUAGUAACCCACUGGUCACAUGUCCAAGCUUGAGUUUGGUGUGAAAUUAAUCACUGGCUCAAUGUUGAGGCUCAUUCCUCCAUUAGACUGAUUCUUUCCCUCUUUAGAAACACACAGCACCUUGUGAAUGCUUUUACUAACAGCAGAUGUAGUGGUAAAAGAAGCACAAAGAUAGUAUCCUUCUAUCCUGAAUCAAAAGUAGCAGCAGCACAAUGUAAAGAAACACACACAGGCAAAAACCAACAACAACUGUCAAAAUACAACCAAAGCUUAAAUCAGAUGAACAAUAAAGUACCUGUGAGAUGACAGUUUGAUGUGUGGUGGUUGGAUAACUCUUGGAGAGAGGACACUUCAGGGUGUAGAAGCCAAACUGUCUUAAAUCUUUUUCCCACACUUUACCAGCUUCAAAAAAUGAGCACUUCCUGGUUCUUCAGCACAUGUGACAGAAUCGACCAAUCAGAGGCUUUGGGGAUAGAUAACAAGGAAUACCACAAAGGUAGAUUCUGAGGUUUUUGUCAGUGUUUUAAACAUGCUGAAAUAAACAUUUAAUCACUUAAACAUGAAAAUGAUGACUCUGACAAAAAUGGUGAUAGUUCCAUGUAUAAGAGUUAUAAACAUAAUUAAUAAAAGGUAUCUUAGAAAUAGAAAUGAACUCUUAAACUGAAUAUGAAUGAAUCCUUUUAAAUAAGUACUUUCAGGCACAUAAAAAAUUAAGGUUAUGCUUAUUCUUACUAUAAAAACAGAUACAUGUUUGCGAAGUUAACUCUGUGCUUUUAUUUUGUUUUAUUACAAAGAAACCAAAAAGUUUGUUGUUACAUUAGUAAAGUUAAAAGAGAGAAAGAGUCAUAAUUUCCUCUUUAAUUGUGUUCAGUAGUGCCUACAAGUCCCUGAAAGUUUUAACAUCUCAUUCUGUUAUUUCUAACUCUGGACUGUAUAUUAAAAUGGCUGCCACAAGUGUUCAUGGACUCUAACCUCAAAACAUUUAGAGCUCCCCCUACUGGCUGGCUGCGGUAUUGUCACAAACCUCACCUUCUUCACUUUAACAGAUGAAAUUUAGGUUUCAGUAUGAAAUCAAAUUACAUUUCAAACACUUGGUUUCUGUCAUUGUAGACAGUUUUAUUUUCCUGAUUGAUGUUUAGGGUUUUUAUUCUGAGAAGUUCAGUUUUAAUGAGGUAUUUGUAUUUAGACAUUUGAUUGACAGCUCCUGACAGUCUUUCUCAGAUCUCAGCUGAGUCAAGGAAACACUGACAAACUAACUCAAGAUGUUCAGUGAUCUCUAUAUAGCUGUAAGUGUUCGCUUUCAAUCACAACACAAGAAUCAGAUGAUGGUAAUAGUCUGAUCUUAGUUUCAUUUAUGGCAAAUUAAGGUCAAUAGGUUUAUAGUACGAGCAUAUCAGUGAGGGCAUUUGUUGUAAUGAAGCUGAGGUAAAUAAUGAGUGGUGGAAUCAGAACAAUUGAAAGAAAGGGAAAAAAAGUAAUGCAGUUGAUACUAUCUUUGUACCAGUGAAAGAAAUAAAGUGGCUGAUGCAAAUGGAUUUACACUAGCUCUGUAACAGUGAUAAUGAUGGUGAGACUGAUGCAGGCCGGUCCACCGCAGCAGGAUGUCUGCAGAAGGCUCGAUCAGAGGGGCCUGAUCACUGAAACUAUAUGGUGUAAUCUGCCAUAAAUCUUAACAAUUUAAUGUGUCACUCCUGAAAAUAUUUACCAUGCAAGGUAUGAAUAAAAAGUCUUUGUCUGACUCCUACCCUCUGGCAUUGAAACGAUUAGUAACUAUUUAAAACAUCAAGUCUUUGUGCUGCUGGUCUGGGUAAGUCUCCUCACAGGAGCUUUAAUAAACACCAUUGGGUCACCUUCAGAUUUGUUCCUUCAUGGAGAGGAAUAAAGAGUUGCUGUUUUGGACAUAUGUCAAAAAAGAGAGUUCCACUUUCUUAAUAAAGUUAUUUCUAAGUUUACAUCUGAAAAUAGAGCAAACUCACAAUGAACUGAAUCCUUACUUCUUAUCUUCUUCUUCUAAAUUUGUACUUUCACACACUCUCCAUAUAAGAUAUUAAAUCUGUUUGCUUCCCUUUAGGUUUGGAUUUAAAAAACAGAGGGACAAAGACGAAUCUCAUUAGCAUUUACAGCUGGAGGACCCAAAUUUUGAAGAUAAGAUGGUAUUUUGGAACGAUUUACAGAAAAUCCUCUUACCUCACUAUAUGACUCAGCUUCCUUUCUUCCCGUAGUCCAGCCUCAUACCCGUCAUUUGCAGCAGCCUUGCAUGCCAACACAGUUUUGCCGCUUGCCUGGCAGAGGCGUCAAGCAUUACGAGGAUGAAUGUAUCAUCUGUGAAUCACUGUUCGUCUUCCACCUCAGAGCGCAGGAAACAAUUAGUUAUUUCAAAGUGCGUGGUGUCUGUCAAUCCCGAGGAGACAGUGGUUCCUCAGUAAAUACACCCUGUCAAUGAAGUGUUGUCUUAGUGGUGACGUUUCUGUGGUGACCUAUUGGCUUUAACAGGCAGGAGAUUCACCACAGCGUGUUCAGUUUCUGCUGUGUCCAUCUCCUCUCUUAUAUCUUUAAAAAAAAAAAGAAAUAACAGGCUGAGGCUGUCGACGCUGUAAUUUUAGAAAUGAAAGGGAAUUCCUUCACCAUUAAAUUGAAUUCUUUUCGCUCUCCAAGCCUUCAGUGCUUGCACAGCCUUUCAGUCCCCUCUUUAUGCCUGACAAGCUGAAUGGGAUUCUUGUAAAAGAUACAGUAAUUGAAUUACUCCAAAGCUAUUUGGCAGACUGGCUCUAUGUUGCCUCCCAAGAAAAUCUCAACUUGGCUCACCCUGGUGCCAAAAAGUUCAUCUUUUCUCUCUCUGCAGGGCAGUGCAUGCAGAUGUGAAGGACUUCCCCACCCCCAAGACACCACCUGUAAUUUUGUCCAGGCUGAGAGGUGUCAACCAAUCAGGCGGGAGAUGAAAACUCCAGAAGCUUUAACCUCAAAAACCUGUGUUUGUGGGAAUGCAGCUGUGUUACAAUUCAAGCUUUUAAAAGUUCAUUUUCAACUUAAAACAAAAGCAACACCUACCUUUGCCUUCAGUAUAAUAGGAGCAAGAAUAGAGUAUUAUAAGUCAAUCAAAGUCUGUUGUAAUUACGGUUAUUUGAAACGAAUCAAGUUGAUAUUUACAGGUAGAGAAGUUAUCAGCAGGUGUUCUUUCUUUUACAUAAUUAUUCUCAAUUUUGCAAAGAUUUUAGAUGAUAAUGGUGUUGGGUUUCUUUCCAAAAACUGGAUUGGUCUUGAUGAGAGUGUAAACAGGAGAAAAUCAGCUUUUUAAUAAAAGAGAUCUUUUUUUUAUUUAUUUCCUUCGCCAAAACAUCAAUACUAAAGUGAAACUGGCCAUCAAUGAUCAUUGAAUUUGGACUUUAAAGCCACUAUGCCACUACUGAGAGCUCUUCGCAGUAAUUUUUAAGAGGUUUAUAGGAUGCCUUUUCUUUCAAUUACCGAAUACCACAGGAGCUCACCUAUAGGCAAGUAAGUGAGGAGGUCGGAUUACCUGGUAAAUUAUAAAAAAUCUUUGUCUAUCACUUGAUCCCGCUGGUUGAAUUGGUAAGGAUGAUGGUUGAAAUUACCUUGGAUGUGCAAACGAAGCGAGUAAAUACAAUUCAUUCUUGCAUCUAGAUUUGUGCGAAUUAAGCAAGUAGAUGAUUUUACUCUGGCUUGGUGUGGGCGCCCCAUUAGAGUUGGUUUUAAACUCACUCUCCGUAUGAGGUAAACAAAGUGUUACUUCAAUUUUGGCGCCCCCUGUGGACAAAGUAUUUAUUUCAGGCCGAAUAAAAACUCUUUACAGGACCUUUAAACUCCCCAAUAUAAAAUUCUUAAUAUAUGCAGGAUUUGGGUCGAUGUGUUUGCCUCAAUUUUGGAAAGAAUAAAGCGAGCUGUUUCCCACAUUUUAAUGCUAAACUAGGCAAAGACAGACUUCCAAACUGCAGGGACUAAAUCUGAAGAUUGGCAAGAAAUGAAUCUUUUCUUAAAAUUUGAGGAAAUAAAAUGUGAAUAUCUGACUUUUUAUCCCCUGAAACUUAAACUUAGGCUUAAAGGUCUUGGUGUGUGUAGCUCCUUAACUUUGCAUCAGGUUACCGCCAUCAUCCCCAAGAAGUCAAAACAUCGGCUGCAGUUUCUGAAAAGGUUAAAAGUUACAUGGCAGGAUGUUAUGUUUCUGUAUAUAUUUCUAUUUUUUCUGUUUUGAGGAAUAGUGAACUGUGUCAGGGGGGAGCAACUUGAAAGAGAGAAAUAAUGGCGAGAUGACAGGCAACUGUUGCGACCCACCUCCCCUUAGGAAACCCAGCCAUCAUGUUGUCAGGCUGUAUCGAUCCGCGAGAAAGAGUGAAAGAGUCUGUGCUGGAGAAAGAAAGGCAGAAAGAUGGAGAGGGUGAGAGGUAUAUAGAUGAAAGUAAAGAAGGGGAGAAUGUGCGUUUCCAAAAGUGGCCUGUGCGAUUUUAUCAUGCUCUGUGAAAGGGGUGACAUUUCAGUAAUGCUUUAUUCCUCACUUUGGCAUUUCAAAUUAAUAAAAGCCUCUAAUAACUAUGCAGAUUGAAAAGAUGGAGGAUGAGUUGACACACAAUGAGCUAACACACUGAACAAUGCAGCAAUUUCCCCACUCGCUGUCUCUCGUUCUUUCAUUCGCUCACUCAAUUUCAUCCCAGUUUCUAUCAAUUUCUCUGCGAUGACCCCUGCAUCUCAUUGUGAAAGACUGAGAGCUGAGUCCAUGUCCUCUGAAUUUCUCCUCAAUGAGACGACACUUCAGUGGCAGGUUUUCAUGUGUUUUGAAGCUGCUCCUAUGAAACCAGCUGGAGUCAAAAUCGAUAAUGUAAUGAUUUUAGAAUAAUUUAUCUGCAAGUAGUUGGGAUGGAGGCAUUCAAGGGUGAUAAAUGGAUCUCAUUCUUCUCGUUUUUUAGCUUCAAUUGUUUCAAACUACAUGUCCUAAUAGCAACACAAAGAGUAGAUCUAAUGGAAAAUAGUGAAAGUUUGAAAAUACAGGGAGUUUAAAUGAGUUUACGUCAGUUGAAUCAACUUUGAACUUGUUUAUCCAGACAUUAUUUAGCACAUUAGGCAACGGCAAACCGUCUUUAAAUUUCAAAAUAAAGUCAAUCAGUUUACAUCUAUGUUUUUCAAUUCUAUAUCCUCAUUUGCAAGACUCGGAUAAAAGGAUUGGCACAGCUUUCAUGACAGUUGUUGCACCGUCUUUGCUAACAAUGCCGACAGCAACAGUAGCUAACAGCGAUGCGACCUUCUGACUUUGUUUUCAACUCAUAAUUGGAAGAUGGUAAACUUGUCAUUCCCUGCUCCAAUAACCAUGCCCCAAGUUAAAAGUACGCACCAUAAGCUUGUGAAUAAUUCAUCGUAAAUUAUCACGAUAACCUGCAGUCAACAUAUGUUAAUGCUAACUAGUUUUGAGCUAAUUAGCUAGGUAAACAGAGACUCUUGGUGGAACUUUUGGUAAACAAAAAUUUCUUUGCUAUGUCUGAUCCAAAAGUGGAAAUUCAACAUGAAAACAAGACUCUGGAAAGUCACGAAACAUAGCCGCUGUUAGCAAAGAAGUUGUUUCAACAUGUAACUUCCUGAAAAACUGCAGCUAAUUUUUUUUGUUAACUUCCUCUGUGUGCCUUUUAGGUGAAUAGAUAAUACACAGGAUGCACAUUUUUUAAGUUAUUGGUUAGAUUGGUAAUUCAGAUCUCUACUUCUAAUCUUAAACCAAGCUUAGCUAUAGACUCCACAGCUUUCUGCGAGUAACUUCAGCCGUCUCUUUUCAUUAGAUUACCCUUUUUGUGCUUGAUUGCAGACUACAGAUGUCGCAAAUGCUAGCUGUUGUAUAUUUACAUUUUUUGAUUGACUUUAUCUGUCUGUAGUGGGUCUACUUUAUGACCUACACCACAGCUAGCCACCAGGGGGAGCUCCAACAGCUUUUGGCUUCACUCAAGAAUGCAGUUGUCCUGUCUGUAGUUAUGUACAGUCUAUCUAAGGUGGGAAAAACAUGUAUCCUCUCCAAUUUUACAUGCUUAUUUUUGGUGGGCUGUGUGACGUGCUUUUUUAUUGUCUUUCCAGUAUCAUUUUUAGCUUCCACUCUUUAAACCAGCUAAGCUAACUACUCCCUGAUUGCAGCUCCUAACAAGGUAAAGACAGGAGACCCAGACUGAUCUUUCUGUCAAACUCUCAGAACAAAAACAAAAUCACAUCAUGUGAGUUGAGUGACAUUCUAGUGAGGCUGUUUUGUAUAAAAUACUUUAGCACAGCUAAACCAAAGAGCAACAAACCCACAACUCCUGCAUUGUUAGUUUCUUCCCUCAUCUUUGAGGAUCACGGGAGAUCCCAGUAAAUUUUCCUGAUGUGUUUAUUUUUCUCUGAAAUAUCUGCCUGCUUUUAAGUAUUCUGUGUAAAGUUUUCCUGACAAGAGAGAUUUCCGUUUUUACCGUGCAAGCCGGUGAGGUUUUAUCCCGCUCUGCUUCGGAAUACAGAGCGCCACGAAGCGAGGGGGAGAAUUAAACAUCUUCUCAUUAUAGCAAUGUUAAAGCUUUUUAUUGAAUCCUGACAUCAGAGGGAGUCUAAUCCCGCACACGCAGAUUUAUGCAGCCACACACACUGACACACAGACACACACACACACACACUCUUACCAAUUCAGAGGAAAAUGUACAGGUAUGCUUAUUGACUGAUAAAAACAACAAUACUCAUGUACAAAGGGCUUGGUUUCAGUGGUCUAUAUGUAGACACAAGAGGUUUUCUACACACACGUAUGAAAGCCAACCACCAUGAGCACCAUCCCCCACGUUAAUAAGGCGGUGUUAAAUUUACCCCAGUGGGACUCUGCCACAUGGGACAGAUAAUGAGACCAGGUGUUAAUUAAUGUGGAGUGCAUUUCCCCUCGUCUGCUUACACCCCGUGAAUCCCAAUCAAGGCUUCAGCCGUGGAUGGAGGCUGCUGCUGAUUCGCCAGGCAGCGUACUUCAAAAGCCAGACUGGCUGAGCUGCAGUCCUCAAAGGGAGUGCUCUGGCGAGGGCUGCGCUCCAAAGGGCGGAGGGCUUGGCAUGUGGCAACACAAAACAGGAGCGCGGGGGGAGAAGUUUGUGUUUUUGUUUUGAUCAGGCGUCUGUAAGGAUAGCGAGUUACAGCCGUCACCUCUGCUCCCUCUGAUGUGCUGUUUAUCCAGCCACCUGAUGCAUAUGUUUUCAUUCUGUUUACAGUCUGCUGCCUUGCAAAUCACUCUCAAAGGAGCAUAAUGGCGUGUAUUUGCAAGCGUUACCUUAUGAAUGACUGUAGCAGCUACUCCACAUGCAUAUUCUACAUUCUUGUUGGCCAUUUUUUAACCCUUAAACUCAUUGGUAAUCAAAUAAGUCAAGCGCAUGCUGAUUGGAUGAUGCAUUCUGCUCUGAUUUUAUGUAUAAAAUGAUUUCAUCUGGCUACAUCGUUGUUAGAUUGCUUGUUACAUGCCUGAUAUACAUUCAUAUGUGCAUCAACAACCAGCCGGGAGCCUCAGAUGGAAAUUAGCUUGGAGCUACAAUCUGUCACAUUUACAUACCCAUGUUUUUUUAAUGUCCACUGUCCGUUAUAUAAGAUAAAUAAAUACAUUGUGUUGUUUCAGCUGUUUACCUCUAACUUGGCUCUAUGAUUAUGAAACAUCAUCAAACAGUAAGACCGUUUCCCCCCUGAAUAAAGAGCCGAAAGUCUUUUUCUUGGAUCAAUUCUUGUUUCUUUUUCUUCAAAAUAAAACUUCCUUGGUCAUGAUGAAUUUGAUUUUUUAUGCAAUUGAUUCUCCAAUAAAAGAAUUAGGAUUGUGAGCCAAGAAUGGUAGAAAAGUUACAUCUAAAUCUGUUAAAAACAUGCAGCCUGUUUAGCUGAGCUUGUUGGAUGUAAUAUGAAGUGAAUGGACUGAACCAUUUUAAAAUCGUUGCCUGGCUUUCACAUGCUCAUCUGUCAGGGUUUUCUCUCUGGCAAUCCUUCACAUGUCCAGUUCACUUAGGUUAUCAAACCGUCAUGAGUGAUGGUGUUUCUCGAACAUGCAUGAUACUCAAUUUCCAUUAUGAGUUGUCAGGACCCCCUUGUCUCUUCCCCUCAAACUUUAGAUACGACACGAUGGAGCGCUCACAGGUCAGAUGAGCAAUCCUCCUGUCCUCCGUUGCUCUGAAGGUCAGGAGAAUGAAAAGCCUGGCUCUGUUGUGAGCCUCUGCUGGCCCUGACUGCAGGUCAUUAAAGCUCUAUUGAGUUUCUGCCAAAGCUCUGACUCUCCCAAUAUCUCACCAUGGCUCAUCUCGGCUGUCUCUUCCGUCAGAGCUUAUACAGAGCCCUGAAAGGAUCAACACUCAGUCUCUGUGUUCGCUAUACACUCUAGCAUUCCCACUCCUAAAAAGCCGACCUAGAUCUACCUUGAUAUCAUCCUUUUUUUGCGGCCCGUCCUCUGUGUAUCACAACAAACGUAUCAUCCUCAGUCAUAUCCAGGCACAGUGUGAGUGCAGGGUGAAGAGAGCUCGCCUUUUUGCUCUUAUUGAAAGUUGAGAAUUUAUUGCGGUCUCUGAUGGGUAUCUUCAGCUUUUGUCAAGUGGUGCUUCAGCUCGAAUCAUCGUUCUUUUUGUAACUCGAAUCAAGUCCCUUAACACUGAAUCGCAGGCCCUGGAUGUCAGCGAGCCGUCAUUUGUCAAACUUCUUCUCCUCCUCUGGUGCGGCCCGUGAAUGAGGAUGGGCACUCAGAGGUGUGAUAGAGGGGGUUUGGGCCAGCGACAGGUCUGCAGGUGUCAUGCGGCAGGUUAGGAGGUGUAAGGCCAAGCAGGAUGAUGGGAUGAUUAAUCCAGCAACACCUCCGCUCCAGAGGGAGAGACCUCUCUCACAGCAGCAGAGAGGAAGUUACUGACGGUUCAGCACAAAGUAGAAAGGUACACACAGGUCACUGACUUUCUCAUUAUAUAACCGCAUAUUAUUAUUUAAGUCUGUGACAUGGAGGUAUUUUAUAAAAGUAGGUGGAGAAUCCUGGGUUUAUUAAAAGUACCAGAAUUGGCUUUCAUUGUUUUCAAUUUAUGGAGAAGAAAUUAGUUUUGUUACAAGAAAGGGAUGGCACAUCUGUCUUGUUCAGUAACAAGGACGAGAAGUAAGAAGUUUAGAGUUUUGUUGUCAAAAACUUUUCAUCAAAUGAGUAAAAACAGCUGCAAGGCUUCUAAAUGUCAGAUCAGAAGAGUACUUUUUUAAUUCAAUGAAAACAAGAAAAGCUAAAUGCUGCAGUUCCCUGAGUGCCCACUAGAGGCUGGCUGUAGAAGCACCAGAAACCAGGUUUUGAGAGUGAAAAUAAAACACGUACACUGCAGGUAAAAGCUGUUCACUGACAUUCACUGUACACUCGUUUUAAAGUUAUUAAGGUGCAGGAUUGGUAAAUUAGAGGCAUGACUGCAAAUGACUGACAGGUGGACACAAUAUAGUGGUUUACGAGGAGGCUAAAGUCCAGCCUUUGGUAGGUUGACCAAACUUAAGGUUGAGUCAGCAUUACCAAUACGGAGACCGCCACCAAUUGGCUGUAGAUACAGAUGGGUGACGUCCACUUACUAAUAAAUGCGAUGAAGUCAGAUGUGCUUUUUCAGCAAAUUCUUCAAAUGUAUUUUUAUGUGUCAAACUCUCUACUGUAAAAAUCGAUUACAGCAAACAGACAAAGUUCACGGUUCAUUUUAGUGCAAUGUCAAAGGUUUUCUGUGUUUUCCUCAAAUUUUUCAGUAAAUCAAACAGUUUGAUUGCUAAAUUUCGUGGUUUGGAUUUUGUGGAAAAUUGUUGAUUUGUGUCCAACCUUCUGCUUUUUAUCACUUUGUUCAAUGGCUUCUUCAAAUGUCAGAUUAUGAAUAUUAAUUAACCUCAGAUCUCAGCAAUUUCUAUGUCAAGUACAAAGCGUAGAAAUGAGGAGCAAAAUGAAACAAAAUGAGACUCAUAAUCUUACCACAGUUGGAUUUCCCAAGGAAUUUGAAAUCAUUUGCAAAUUAAUUAUUAUGAAUAACUUUAGAUUCUAAAUCUUAAAAUUACUCUCUUGCCUUAGGGUGGAUGCAGCUAAAAGGGCAGUUUCACUAGAACUGGUGAAAUAUGCUCUCUGCAGAGGCCUAUCAUGAAAACUUAAAUAUCAACAUACUAGUUGUAUAAUUCACUGAGAAACAGCGAGCAUAUAAUGCAUGUCAAGCUUUGUUAUGUAGCUCCAUGGCGGCAGCGGAGACAAACUACGUUCAGUUGUUUUGUGAUUGGUCUGCUACAAAUCUGACAGACAGAUCACUCAUCCAAUCAGCCUCUGAGUUUAUUGAAUUGUUCUACUCAAUAUUUACACACUGUGAACUUAGUGUUGUCCAGAUAGAUGUGAAGCUUUAUCGUGAAGUGCAAAUCAGAAUUGAAUGAAUUAGUAUUUAUGAUAAUUUCAGUUUCCUCCCAGUAAAAUAAUAUUAUUAUUCCCUCCCUGUGUUGUGGCUCCUGACUGAACUGCUGUGUAAUUUGUGUGCUGAAUGAUCUCUUUAUGCGCUCUGAGUCUCUGUUCAAACCCAAAAUAAAUUUCCCCGAGGACGGUUUGGUAACUGAUAGCACAAUUUUCCCCCCUUCUUUUUUUUUUCUUGGAAACAUUGCCUCAGUCAAAUCAAGUCAAGCCAAAUUAAUUUAGUCAGCAUUUGCUAAGCGUAGCUGCUGGUCCUGGAGAGAAUUACAGAGAAAUAAAGCAGAGAGAGCGUCUCAAACUUCCAGCUGAAAUGUCACAACGGUGAAAGAACAAGCUCGCCUUGAGGGAGAUGACUUGAGUAGGAAACGGUGGUGGUGGUGGUGUGGUUCAAUCUGUAAUCUGAGCUUCAAGUCCAGGAAUCUGUCAACUGAACUGAUUGGUUGGAUUGCCUGCACACAUCCUUCACCAAGAGCUGUCACAGGACAGAGAAUUUAUCUGCAGAGCCACAUCCUGUGUCAAAAGCCACAUCAACAAGUUGCGUUUUAUCAGUCACACGGGCCAUAUGUCAGUCAUUUAAGCAUCUGCCUCAUAUCACAUCAUCGGCCGCCCUCCUGUGUGUUCGUCCAAGCUCUGGCGAAGGCUGUCAGUGCUGCACAUUCAAGAGAGAAAACAUCAAUUGUUGUACUGUUCUGAACAAUUUUCAGACAAUAUUUCAGAGAUUUUAUUGAUGUGCAACACGUUUAUUCUGUGUGUGUACUUUGUUUCCUCACGCUUGGUUGAUCCCAGCAAUGAAAGCUCAAUAAACUAUUGAACACGGCUGUGAAAUUACAUCUAAAUAUCCACUGAGCUUUCAUGACAGUCUGCGCCGAGAACAACCUGAUUGCAUGGUACCGCGCUGAAUGACAUUUGGAUGUACAUUCCUUGCUUUUGUCUCCCUGUUUUUUACCUUGUUCUCCUGCUCUCUUACUGUGUGACACCCUGAUAUUGGAUUGACCUUAAAGGCAGCAGAGAUCAGGACAUCAUUAGCUGCAACCAGCCCAAGACUUGCUGCUAAGGCCUCCUGCAUUAAGUCGCUGCCCCCGGUCGGAUCAUAUGGCAUUGAUAGAAACCAGCUGGGCUCGGUUACACUGCAGCCGCUGUGACAGUAGAGAUGUCAGCAGUACCAACGAGAGACAGGCCAUUAGAAGCCCUGGAAGGACUAUUUGUAAUGUCAAUAGGUGUGGAGUUUGGAGGACUGCCUGACUGCUGAGACUUGGGGUAAUUAGGGGGGUCCUCAAAACACACAAACGUAGACUAAAAUUUCAUAAAAGGACUGUGCCAAUUUCUUCUGGCACAGUUCUAGCGAUGACUUUUAAACACAAAGUAUAGAAGCCAAAAACAUCAACAUCGACAGUUUAGUGAUCCAUUCUUUGAAAUGCUUUAAUUUGCUGUUAGGAUCAAGUAAUCCGGCUCACUUUUGUCCUUUUUGUCAAAGAAAACCUGAUAGAAUCAACCUGAUCCAGAUACAGACCUUAAAUAUGAAUUCUUAGAUGAGAUGGAGAGACUAAACACAACUCACCCACUCUCCUCCAGCAGCCACUUCAGAAGCGGAGUUUCACAGCUCAAGGAAGAAAAUGGGUGAUCAUUACUUCACGGAAAUACAAUCAGAGUUCUUGUGUAUCUUGUAUGUGCACAGCAGACGCGAUAGUUCUUCUGCCUUAGCGUUUCAGAUUGGUCCAUCCUUGUCGAUAAACUUUCUUCUGUCAUCCCUAAUUCAAGUAAACUGAAAGUAACACAUUUUGUAAUCACUUUCUCAUGCUCGGCUGCUGUUGCCUGGAUUGCAGGACAGGAUCUGGCUUUUCUUUUCUGGUAGUGAUAGAUGAGGAUACCUAGGACGCUCUCAUAUCUGUGCCAAAUAACUCAUGUUAAUUCCCGUGAUAGAUCACACAUUUGCUAAUUUAGCAUGCUUGUGUUUUCGCCACAUGAUCAACAGGCAAAAAGGGAAUGAGACUAGCUCAUUUCCGCAGGUUCAUUUGAUAUAACCUCUGCGGUUAGAUUGUCCUUGAUGGUUUAUUGUUACAAUUGAUCACCACUGUUGUGUAGUUUUGACCAAUCAGAAUCAAGUAUUUAACACAUUUUAAAUCUACAAGUAAGCAUAUUUCUCUCCAUACUGAUGACCUUAACACUUAGUUAUAUUUAGCUUGAAAGUGCUGUCAGGAUAACCUUUAAUUACACUCGCUCCAGCAGCAUUUCUUUUAUAAGAGCAUUUUCCUGCUGGUCGAUAUCUCAUUUUUUUGCACAAAACUCUUGUUUCUCUCAAACUCUCUGCUGACUAUUCCUCUCUCCCUCAGCCAUGAUCACAGGUAAAGGAUCAAGCUGAGAGGGCUUAUUGUUUUCCAAUAGCUGCCCCCCGGCAUAGUGCUGCAGCCCUGAGUCUUAAAUGACCACAGAAGCUAUUGAUCCUCAUAAUGCAUUGUUUUUGUUGUUAAAUAACCACCACAGGAAAUCCAAUGAAAGGUCCUGACCUUUCUCUGUGUCACUAUCAGUCCAGCCUUUCCCGGGCUUUCUGAAAGCAUUCCAGUGUGCUGCAGAUUCAUGGGGAAAAAGUAAACACUGCACAUGUCACUUAACGUUAGAUUUGAGAAGUGAUAUUAAUGAUGAAAAGGGCUUUCAUGAAAGGUUUGUCCGCAGCCCACCUCAGUAUGUGAGUGGGCUGCUUGGGUUGAAUGAUCACUUCCCUGAAGGCCCGAAGCAGGCAAAGAGAGAGAAUGAUUAUAGAUUGAAUUUAUGACCGCUUUCCACUGGUCUCUGAGCACUUCUUCUGCUGGUGUGAUGAGGUGAAUUUCUCUCCCUUUAAAGCUUCUAUUUACCCCGCUUCUCACUGCUCAGCUGGGGAAAUUGUUUUUCUCAUUAGCCACAGACGCUGCGGUCUGACUUCUUUAUAACAUCGGCAAAUAACGCUCCCACUUUGGUGGAUGCAAAAGCGGCCACCCUGCUGCUCACCCUGAACAUCGCCGUGACAACAAAUGAAAGACAUUUAAGUGAAAAUUCAUGCUCUUGAAUGACAGCGAGGGAAUCAGUCUCUUGUGCACUGUCUGUGUCUCCUUCCCUCCCUUUUUUUCCCUUUGUGGUCAAGGUCUAAGCGGGCCUCCGAGGCUGUUCUGGGAAAAGUGGCGACUGUAGCGUGCCACAUCAUCUGCAAACAGUUGACACAAGUACAAUUUACCGUCCCUGUGGCCAAACAUCCAUCCGAUUACCCUCUCUCUCUCACUCUCUCUCUUUGAGAGCUCUCUCUUUUUCUCCUCUGUUUCUGUUUCCAGGCUGCACUCUGGCCUUUCAAGCUUCUUGCAGGAACCGUGUGGGUGUGCACGGGUGUGAGAGGAGAUCACUUUUAGCAACAGAGAUCUCUCGUUUAAAGAAAACAUUGCUAAAAGGCCUCCACUAUCACACACUCUCUCCCUCCCACUCUCAGUUAUUCUCUCUCUCUCUCUGUCUUAUAGCUGUAUAACCCUUAUUACCCUCCUAAUUGGAUCAUGCAUGCUCCUUCGAGUCAGCCAAGCGAGCCUAGUGACCCACAAUCCUUAAGUCUUGUUCUACCUCGGCGCAGUGUUAUCACGUCUAGGCUGGGAGCGGGUCGCUGAUAGCUCAUCAGAGCUCCGCGCUGAAUAAAAAUGAAUACGAAGUUUUGUAUCUAAAACUGGAGAACUCUUUCAUCCAUCUUCCUCGAGGGAAGAUAAAGAAUCGAGGAAGUUUUAGAGGCAUUAGGGUCUUUACUCAAAGACAAAAAAGCAGCCAUUGGUCUUUUCAAAUGAAAUAUAAUGGCGUCUGCUUAUCAGUAUUCCUGCCAGCGAUCUGCGCCCAACAAAGUGGCAGACUGAGCUGAAUGCACGGAGAGAUAAGCGAGUAAUGUUGCAGAUAGCACUGUUCUCACCUUUAGAUAAUUUUGCGUGUAGAGUGUCGGAUGAUUGCUGAUUAUCGAACCGCUUUACAGUUGAUCUGAAUCUCAUCUGCACUUAACCUCAUUGUUCCUGGAGCAGAGGUGAGAGGAAUGUCAAUUGGAGUGUGUCUUGUGCUCUCUGGCUCUGUUUCAACUCUCCCUCUCUCUCUUUCUCUCUUUCUCUCGCGCCGCCGUUCACUCACGCUUACACACAAGGAUGCGACUGCGUGUGCGCGCACAAGCAAACACAUUCAGAGCCCUCUAUCCUCCUCUCACAAACAAACACAAACGCAUCAAGAGCUCCUAUUUCUCCACCGCAAACAGCCAGACUCCUCCGGUGGAUGUCUACGGUACAGAGCAGACGCGGGCCCAUGAAAAAUGCAUGUCCCUUUGCGUGUUUCAUAAGAAACACUCAUCGGGAUUCUAUUCCCAUCCCAGCAGAGAUACCACACAGGAAUAUCAAUUACACCAGCAAUUUGGGUGGCAGUGUAGGCAGGAAUGGUUGCUGAACGAGAGUGUGGGAUCCACAGUGUCAUCUUAAUGAGAGGGUCAAUGUCGGCAGAAGCUCUCCGGGCAGCAUUCCUAGUGCAGAUUAUAAAAUACACGUUGCCCUGAAUGUGAUAGAAAUGCUGUUGAGUAUGAUGGGGGAAUCCUGAUGGGGCGGCAAGCCAACGAGGCACUGGAAAAUAAAUAACCUGGACCAACAGCUGACCUGUGAGAUGCCUGUGGGUUAGUAAUUGUGGAGGGUGGGUCUGCACAGUGAGCUGAUUUAAAACUAACAAGAGCUCCAGGGUUACCGAUUUCUUUCAAAGUGCUGUCAUCGAAAUCAGUUAACACCGGUGGUUUCUUCAUAUCUCUAUAAUCCUUUGGUUUUAACCUUGUAAAAUUACAAAGCUCUUAAUCCCAAACUAGCAGGAUAUCACUCUUUGGGGGCAAAACCAUUGAUUCAAUGAACUCAUCUCUUUAACGCUUAAGUUGUCUUGACAUUGAUGGCUGUGAAGAUGUCAUGUUUUCAAUUUAUGAUUACUACAGCCAUAAAAUAUCACAACACUGAUAUUAUCUCAACAUUUAUGGAAAACUAGGGGAUGAAAACAACACAAAUCUGUCAGAUUUGACUCAUCGCCACAAGAGACGUCACCAGCCCUGUAAUGGAAACUUAGUUAAAGAAGAUACUUCCAUAAAAACAUUGGUAGUGAUGCUUUUUAUUUUGAUACUUUAAAGGUCUUGCAGUAAGGUUGCAUCAUAUCCUGUAUUUUAAAACUAUGCUUUUACUUUGAAAGCUAAUCCAUGCUGUUUCUGGUAGAUGAUAAGUGACAGAACCAAAGGAGAACAAGAAAAAUAGUUUGAAAAUAUUAAUUUUACCCCGACAAGGAACAAGGACUUUAUUGAUAGUAUUUUAUUUAUUUCAUUUUCUGAAUCCAUGAUGAAUCUUUGUAUAUCAGUUAAAAUGAAUUUUGAAAAGAGUAGACUUCAUACUUUAGAUUUAAAAAUGUUCAUCCAUUUUUCAGACAGCAGCUACAGCUAAAUCACUGGCAGCUGCCCCUGCUUCUUCUCUGUCUUCCUCGGCAUGAAGAUACCACUACUACCCCCACUAAGAACUUAUUACUUGCAUAUUAUCUGUUCUGUUGUGGACUCAGCUGACCUGAGGGAUCUUUGGUGUGUUUUUAUCACAGAGUUAAAUUCACUUUUUGGUUUGUGGUGGAGGGCAGUGUGACGUCAGUCCUGCAGCUCCAUGAGCCAGAUCACUCCUGGGCAUGUCUGGCUUCACCAGCCCAACAUGUCAGCUCACAUUAAAGAUGUAUUUUGGCUUUAUUUUUCACAACGGGAGGGUUUGCAGGCUCACUGUCAUUAUUAAUACACAGACAGAGUUUGGAACGUCUCAGAUCAUCGAAACUUUUAGAAAAUGUUUUUUUUUAAAGUUGGGAGAAAAAAAUACCAGAUAGUGUUUACACUUGUUUACACAGGGCCUGUAUGCUGGGGGUGUUGUUUUUCACUGGCAUGAAUUUCAUGUUGAUUUUUUUUCCCCCAUUCGUUUACUUAUGACAGCUGAUCAAAAAAACAAACAUACAUGUGUAAAAAAAAUAGCUACAUCUAAAGGGAAAACUGCAUUUUUUUAAAAAUAAGCACAUUGAACAUCCAGUUUAUGGAGAUAACCUUGAAACAUGAGAAGUUUUUAAAUACCUUUUUCUAUUAUUGUUGGUAAAGUCAUUACUUAAAAAAAACAGCAAACUACCCUUUUCAGAGAAAAUUUCUUAACUUUUUUUCUUUGUUAGCAAUUUGUCAUACAAAACUCUUCCUGCCAAAAGUUAAACUAAAAGAUUUCUGAUAUUUUCAGCCCAGGCCUUGAUUUCUUAUUUAUUUCACCACUAUCUAGAUCAAUCCUGAUCAAACUUUCAUGAGUCUUGCUGUAGAGCUACAGUCUCCUCAGCAAGCAGGCAGAGGGAAUCUCUGCUGUAAACCAGAGGAGGCGAACAUUUCUCCCUCAAUUUCAAGGCUUGUAUGCUCUUUUCAGCACCCAAAUUAAACAGGUCCUUUAAGAAUCCAGACCAAAGCACGCUGAAAAUACUGUAUGAAGCUUUGUGCAGUUUGCUCUAACACAUGUCAAUCUGUGUCUUUUUAUAGGAGAAUCCUUACAUGUGCAACAAUGAAUGUGAUGCCACCACCGAGGAGCUGGCUCAUCCCCCAGAGCUGAUGUUUGACUUCGAAGGUCGAAACCCCACAACUUUUUGGCAGUCCACCUCUUGGAAGAAAUACCCAAAGCCCCUCCAGGUCAACAUCACUCUGUCCUGGAACAAAACCAUCGAGCUGACUGAUGACAUUGUCCUGACUUUUGAAUCAGGGCGACCAGAGCAGAUGGUCCUGGAAAAGUCACUCGACUAUGGACGGACCUGGACCCCGUAUCAGUUCUACGCCACCGACUGCCUGGACGCUUUCACCAUGGAGCCCAAGACGGUGAAUGACCUCACCCAGCGUACCCUGCUGGAUAUCAUCUGCACCGAGGACUACUCCAGAGGCUACGUGUGGAAGAACGACAAGACGGUACGUUUUGAGAUAAAGGACCGCUUUGCACUGUUUGCCGGGCCUCGGCUACACAACAUGGCCUCGCUGUACGGUCAGCUGGAUACCACCAAGAACCUGAGGGACUUCUUCACCAUCACUGAUCUGAGGAUUAGGCUGCUGAAGCCAGCCACUGGAGCCACCAUGGUGGAUGAGAAUAACCUGUCCAGAUACUUCUACGCAAUCUCGGACAUCAAGGUGCAGGGCAGGUAAGACACAUUAAGGUGUUUGCUUUGGUUUUAAACAAUAUUUGAAGUUUGGGUAUUGUGGCAACAUAGACCGCCUUGAGGAGAACAUCCAGGUAGAUGCUGCUUCAAAUUCUCAGCCUUGUUUGGUGUACCUGGAUUACCAACAAAUGAUUUCAAUCAUCAUAAAAAAGACAAAUGUUGGUGAGGAAUGGCCAACAUUUCUCUUUUUAAGUCUGUAACUCUUUUUACUCAAUGAUAAAUCACAACGCCAGGAAUGCUUUUACCAGAGCUCAAAUUUUCUUCUGUCUCAUUGUCUGGUCUCUCUACACCGACUUCAUCAUUCAUCCUGCAAUUUGCCAUUUUGCUUACCCUUGUGACUUUUGCACCAGCAGAGCAUUCUGUGCUCUGAAGAUUAUAGAAAACAUCAUAGAUGGCAAAAAGAAAAAUCAGGCAUCAUUGACUUUCUCAUGGGUCAAAACAUUCAUAUUUGGGCUGAGGGGUCCCAUUACGAUACGAUACAAUACAAUACGAUACGAUGGCUUUCGAGUACUGUGGUAACCAGAGAAACCAAGGUAAAUAUGAUACAAUACGAUACGAUACGAUACAAUACAAUACCACAAAGUCAAUUAUUUCCUUUAAGCAAACUAGUCUUAGACUCAAGUUCACAUGCCCACCAAUAGUUGUUGCAGAUGUGCAUAUGCAGAACUUGAGUCCCAAACCAUUGUGUAAAUAGUGAAAAAGGGGCAAAUAUGGUCUUGUAAGAUCCAACAGCUCUUCAAUUUCCAUUCUCGACAAUUAAACCACACAGUUUCUUGCCCUACCCAUUUCAGUUUGCACAACAAAAUCCAUCAAAGAAGCAACAAAAUGAAAAACAAGUCACCACUAAGUUCCCGGAAAAGCUAAGCCCCACAGUUCAAAUAUGAAUGAAAGUGUUUGAACACGUUUUGAUAAGAGCACUUUAUGAGUAAUUACUACUUGUCAAGUUUUUCACGUUCAAAGCGAAGGACCUUCAACGCCUACCUUCCUUUAACCCAAGUCCUGCAUAAUUUCACUUUUAAAGGUUUACAAGGGCAAAGUGUUUCAUAGCCUGGAAUAAGUUCAGCCCAGCACAAAACUCAGCUACUAAAAUGAGUGUGAAUCAGGAAAAAAAAGAAAAAAGCAGGCAGCCGGAGCAGAUACUGAACUCUACUCUCCUAAAUUACUUAUUAUAACCCUAACUUGACAAGGACAGAGGGUUGAGCUUGCCUCCUGUGAGCCGUAGCGAGGAGAAGAGUUUUAAUGCAUGUCUUUCUACAUUUUUUAUGGCAGACACACAUCAAGACUUCACGGACGUCUCAUUAUCGCAUAAUAUAUGAAGCCUAUUACUGGGUCAGGUAGCUCAUAAUUUGGAUAAAUGUUUUGCUUUAGAACAUUCUAGUCAGUACAGCUGAGUAACAGUGUUGAACUUUUCUUUGUAUUACUUUCAAUGAAUCUAAACAUUUUUACAUCACCGCUGGACUUUUUUAGAGUUAGACGACAAAUCUCUUUGUUCUCAAAUAUAAACUUUCCUGCUGUAUUUCAUCCACACGUCACCAUUUACAAUUUUUGUCAGUGGAAAACGUUUUUCUCUGCAAUAGAGUAGUUUUAGCAAAGUUACACUGAAAGAAACUUUGGAUGUACUUUAUGGAGGUUGGUGCAUUUUUCUGUAGAGGGGAUGUACGAAAUCCAAAAUAUACAUAUUCUGUCGUAGGUGUAACAACGGGUGUUACAGUAUUGUACGAACAUUCAAUAAUACAUAAAGCAUUUAUCUACAUUUGCUGAGUUCAAUGAGCAAAGUUUUCCCUAUGUCAUGUUUUGUCGCUUUUUCCGAGAUGUGCUUUUGCACCUAUUUGAACCCAUGCUUGGUCUGAUCCUGAUGUUUGACGAAGAGGGCGGGGCACUGAAAUCAAACGUUACUACACUUCAUUCCAGUAGUCAAACCUUCUGAGAAAGCCAGCUCCUUAAAUAACUACCAAGUAAAAUGUCUCUCUGUGUCUUUUGAAUGCUGUUAAUUUGAUGUCCAGCUGCAACUGACCAGAUCCAAGCUCUCUGCCUCUCAGCUCUUCCUGCAAAGAUCUCCUCUCAAACUGCAUUAUUUUCAGUUGCUUAAAGGAGUUUUCUUUCUGCAUAUCGUAAAUCUCUCUUUGUGUAUCCUACCACGUAACAUGAAUAACAGUGACUCUUGCUCAUUGUAUUUUCAUUAAAGAGUGGUAGCUCCUUGCUGCCACCUGCUGGCUGGUGGUGUAUAAAGUAUUAGGAACAAUUAAGUGCAUUCUGAGUAGCUCCUAUUUCUUAUAUCAAAUUGGAGCAAAUGCAUGCUUGAAACCAAAGACUCUUUAAAAAGACUAUUUUAGAUUAAUUUUUAAAUAUCUGAUGUAGUUCUAGUCCACCGUGGAGCGUGGUUGGGCUGCACCCUAGCACCCUCUAAAGACCAGCUGCCAUUGGAUGCAUUGAUCAGCGUAAAGCAUGUGCAGACCCAGAGGCUUCGGAGUCAGGACCACGGUUCUGAGACCAAAAUUUAAAAGCUUUUGUAGUUUGACACAACACCACUUAGUGCACUGGAUCACCAAAGACCACAUUUUAUGGACAUAAAGGAUGGCGAAGAUUAAGUAAUAAAUGUCACAACAACACCAGGGUCCCAGAGAUGGGGUCCCAGAAUUACAGCCCUGGAACUGCAGCCUCUGGCAAUGCAGACACAUAAUAUUUGGAAUAGUCAGCUGCCAACAUGGAUAGACAGCAGAGAGUAGUUUUUUGAGGUUUAGUGGAGUAUACAGUUCAGUCAAAGCCAUAGCUUAGGCAGAAUUUAGCCUCAAGUCAAAUCUGCUGUCAGCAGAGUUGAGCUCAGUAACAGAAUCAGGCCGGAGUCUCGGUACAGCAGGAGACAGAGCUUGUAUAAUGAUUUAUGUGAGGCUGAUUUUAAAGUUAGUUUCGUGUUUCAUGGAUCAUAACAUAAAGAUUCAUGGUUGAAGGUAAAAUGCCCUCAAUUUCAGGUUUCUAGAGACUUAAAAAAGAGGCAUUUUUAGUGGCUGAUUAUAAUUACACAACUUGUGCAAGUGCCAGCCUCCAUGCCAUGCUGCCUUUACAUGCUGACUAACUGAUUACAGCAGCUGGAAAGAGAGACUGUUUUUAAACAGAAGUCUGGUUUACUGUUUAGCACCUUUAUUUAAAGAGACAAAUAAAAUAAAUAUAGCUGUAGUGACCUAAGAAAGAAUAUACUUUUGUUUUUUGUACAUUUCACUGUAUUAACACAUAUUUAUGGGCUGUGCAGCUUUCUUACUCUACUUGAUCAGCAGAAAUGCAUGGUGGUAGAGAACAGGCUAAACUAUCCAACCAAAGUGAAGUAAAAUAUUACUUAAGUAAACAUGUUAAGAAAGUGCAUUGCUGUUUUGCAGAUAUAAUAGUGAAAACCUAAACACCAAUGUCAGUUGUCUGAUUUGAUUUGUUUGAAGAGAGAAAAUAGUUUGAUUUAAAGAAUUAUGGUCACUUCAUACUGGUGAAAAACUAGACUAUGAUGCUCCAGGUGUUGAAUUUAAAUUAGACUGAAACAAUCGAGGGCAAAGAGAGACUUAAACGCGACUAAAAUCAACAGGCAUUUAAAUUUAAAGACUCAAACUAACCCUAAAAUGUCAGGUUCACGGUUUAAACUUUCCGACAUUAAAAGCCAGAUUUUCUGCACAAAAAUAAGAAGGCUUCCUGAGCAUAUGUCGUUAACACAGCCUGCAAUGCUGCAGUGUAUAAUAUUUCCAUCAGUGAGUCAUCACAAUGCCUCUGCGAUUUUCAGGGAAUGGAAACAUUGUGGUUUCAUGACGCAUGGAAAUGGCCCACAUGAUGGUCGUAAAGCCUCUACAGCUGCUCUCCAAAUGGGACCUGUGUUGCUUUCUGCAGUUGGUUUAUAUGAGGAUAACUAGGUUGGUAAUGACCCAUCAGAUGGGCCCUGGGAGAUUUGAAACAGUUAGUCCCUAAUUAGGAUUCAGUCGACUUCAAUGGCAGAUUAGAACCAUUAGCACGCUGGCUAAUUGGUAGGAGACUAAUCUUGUAAUUAAGAGCAUUUGCAGCUGAUUAAAUGGUAAUCAUCAGAGACACAUCAGUGAAACAUGGAGACAUGCAGCAAUGCCGGGCGGUGCUUCCAAAUUUAGCCUCACCCUGUUUAACAGUGGGUAGAUUUAUGCUUUAAUCUAGGAGGUUUCCUUUUCCAGCGAGCUACAAUAAGCUAAGAUAUUUCUAGUAUGUUUUAAUCAUCUUUGACUGCCGCUGGCAAAAUAUGAACAACUCAGUCAUCGAGCGUGUGCUGUCACAACUGGCAAGGAUUCUGACAACACUUCAUUAUGUUUGAUGGCUUUGAUCACAUGCCACAACAAGUUUCAUAACGGUGCCGUGAUAUUCCCAAUACAGUCUUUUCACAGACGUACACAUGUUCUGCAGAGAGACACACUCCUCUGGUAUUCACACUUAUACUGUAAACAUGAAUUGAUGGGCUCUAAAUUGCGUGGCCUGGUCCCCUGCACAGAAAAGCAUCUCCCACCAAUAUCUUAUUUUGCCAUUCAUUAGAAAGAGAAGCAAAAGGUUGGAUGGCGGGGAAAUAAGCUAUUUUGCCCAAUUUUCCAUCCUGCCCCUGGGCAUCAAAUUCAAUUUUCCACCAAAAGUUUGCAGUGAGAAAGAAAAGAAAAUAAACAUACGAUUUCUGUCUAGAGGUGGAUCAGUAACUCACUUGAAAGAGGGUGAUGGAGGCAGGUGGGGAGAGACUGAUUAGAGUUCCCAGCAGCCUCAGCAGCCUCCUGGCUACAACCAAAUGUGAAACCCUUAUCACACAAUGGCCAUCCUGUCCGAGAAUUCCCAGAAUGCUCCACAAACGCUGAUAAACUUUCACUCGUACACAGCCAAAUAUUUGCAACGGUAACCUGCGGAUACGGUCCUGAUUGUCAGAGCUGUGGAUGAAUGGAUAUUGGCAUGCGCUAGAAACAGCAAAUUAUGUUUUCACAAUGAACUAAGGACGGUUUUGCCAAAAUGAAGGACAUAAGUUUUCUGUGGAGAGUUCCCGGGUAUGGCUUCGAAAGAUAAAGAUAUACGAACAACGUUGAGGAUAACAGGAAAAAAAAUCAACCAUUUCACAAUUAAAACACAACUGCCAGGAAGUUGUCGGAUAAAGUGAGUCAACCACUAUUCAAAAGCAGCCUUGGUUUACCUUCUCCCUUGCAAAGAGUCAAAGUGAGUGAUACGCUUAACCAUUAAAACCAAGAAGGACGAGAUUAUAAUGAAGAACCUAACUAGUACGGGACAUUAAAUGCACCACGUUUGUCCACAGGGGGCGCCAAACUACAUGAAACUCCUUUAACGGAUAUUUCAGGUGUUUGAGGGGGAGUUGUAUGAGUUACAUGUCAAAAGAAAGAGUACUAGCCACGAUUGAGGGAAGUCAGUUUUGCCACUUUAAGGAGAAACUUCUGCGAUAACCAGCAGGCUAGCUAUGCCAACAGUUUUCUGCAGACAGGGUCAAGUGUACCAUAUAAUUUUGCUUGUUUGUAGAAGUCCAAGCCCAAGCAUUCACUUUUAUGUUGCACUAUUUAUGGAUGCAAUUCAUAUAUGCUCCGAGUCUACUUUUGUACCGAACGCCUGUUUGUCACUGACUUUCUUCAGGACAUUCAGGAGUUAAAUCAGAAAACCAGAGUAAGUGUUUUGCUCUCAUUGGUUUUUAUUGCAUAAUGAAAUAGAGCCAUCGUCCACACAAUAUGCUAACCUUAUCAAAAUGCAUCGUGUUAGCUGUUUAGGGGAAGACUCCGCUGAAAUACAAAAUUCCGAAGCCAUCGCCGCGUCCGCUGGGUAAUCUCAAGCAUUUGGUUCUUAUCAUUAUGCAAAACAGAGAUGCAAAAGUGUCAGAAGAAGUGACUCGUACACUGCUGCAGGCAGAAAAGCAGGUAUAUGUGCACUGUGUCCAUAAGUGGUGGAAAAACAAAUGGGCCCUCUGAUGGUUAAGAGCUGGAAAAAUCCUCUGAAGAGUGUACACUUAGAUUGAUGUUGGACUUCAUCCUGUCCGUUAGCAUAGCUAGCCCGCUGGUUCUCCCAGCAGUUCCUCAUUAAAGAGGCAGAACUGAUCAGGUAUGCUACAGAAAAACAAAUCAAAUGUGUGCGUACUAACUCUGUCGUCCAUCCAACUGUGUUUUUUCCUGAUGUAAUUUAAAUACUGAUACCGUUAAUACGCUUUCACAAAUUGGUAAACAAGGGUUCCCUGCUAUUAACACAUUGAUAUAACAGUAAAACAAAAUUAAUUAAAGAUACAGCUGCUCCAGUUUUGAAAUACAGAGUAUCUGCUAAUACUGAGCAACAAUUUCAUACCUGCAUUUGCCUAGAUGAAUCGAGCUGCACAGAAUUUUUCUCAAAAUUAACUUAAAUGUCUCCAGUUUACUGUAUUAUUGUGAAACUCAUACAGAAUCAAAAGACUGUCUGACCUUGGGAUGCUUCGCUCUGUGAGGCGCACCUGAAUACUUGCUGAUGAUGCAGUCACAGAUCCAACCUCCUCUUGUAGGAGCUCAUUACAGCUCCGGCACAGGCAGCUCCUUCCUGUGUUUAGACUUGGUAUCUUUACUUUACUUUAUUUUUUUAGUUUCAUAGCAUGCUGCGAUUUUGAUGGCACUAAACACAGCUCUACUGCUAAUACCUCACAGCACAAACGUCAUAUAUAUUGCACAUGGCUGCUGAAGUUUUUUGUUUUAGUUGAGAAUAUUUUCACUCUGAUGACUUUUUAGCCACAGGGCUGCUAAUGCUUAGUUGCACAUGGGAUUGUAUCCUCCUGCAUAUUUUACUCACUUUAUGACAGCUGACAUAAAUGAUCACAGUGAUAUUAUCAGCUCAAAUUGAACAUCGUUUAUCUGUUAAAAAAAAAAAUUUGUUAGCUCCAAUCCAAUGGAUAAGAUUGAGAUAUCCGCAGAUUAGCGUUUAGCAUUUCUAUGCUACUGUACCCUUGUUCCUUUAACCAUGACAUUUGCUAAUAUUUACAGAAGAAAGGCUCAAAGUAGCAAGAUAUCAAACACUGGAUUCAAGAUAGAUUUUGCAGAAUUGUCCAUAAAGAAAAUACCGUCUGAAAAGUUGGCCACAACCUAUACACUGGUGCAAAUCAGAGACAGCUCAUCUGUUGAAUUCAACUAUUUCCAAGUGUGUUCUAACAGGCUGAUGGGAACUUCUUUACAUUUUAAUAGCAAUCAUAUUCUCUUCUAUGAACUUUAAAUGAGGACUUCGGGCAAACAUCUUCUUUUGGGGCCGUCAAAUAACACAAUAGCACAAUCUAAAUAGUUUCCCUUCUGGGAGCUCCUAAAAUCAAACAAAUGCGAAUUAUAUUCCAGACUUUGUGUUCAGAGGUUGCAGAGCUUUAGAGAUUAGAGAUUCAGUGACGUCACAUGUCAGUCCCUGAAGUAGAGUUUUAAAGCCUAUCAUAGGUAGUCCUCAUGUUGGAAAUGCUUGCUCAGACCAUCUUUUGGUUGAGUUAGCUCGAGGCAAAGAGGUGGAGUUGAAACGGGUCUCUAGCCACAUCGCCGACAGCGACAGUGUGCCUGUCAGUCAGUCACGGACCCUCAUAAUGCAAAACUCCCAUCAUUAAUAUCUUCAAAACUAAUGACUGAUAAAUAAUUCAUCCUCUCCUCCGCACAGAGUGUGGAUAGAGAAAUGAGCCAUUCAGACCAAAUGCAUUUAUGGUCUGUUGCCUGUAAGAUCUUGAGCUCCAAUUUUUUUCAUGACCACAUGAAAACCUUUAUACCAUCAGCAGGUGACAGCAAAUCCCAAAACCAGACUCGCCAAUAAACAUUUACGAGUUUCUCAGGGGGAUAAAUGUGUGUAAAAGAUCCAGAGCAGAUUUUUCUUCGAUAAUCUGGGAUGUUUUCACAGAGCUCACGUCAUAAAACUGGCUUCUCAAGGCUAAGAAUUACAGGGAACAUUGACAAAAGGUAGAAACCAUUCUGUGCAGCCGUUCCAACUGAUCAGAGAGUGAUGUUAAAGCUAUAAGGGAAAGGUUGCGAAAGGGUUAUUUCUCUCACUCUUCCUGAGAACAGCGCCAGCGUGUGUGGCGGAGCUCCCUCUGCUAUUGAUUUCUAAUGUUAUUCCACAUCAACGGAAAACAAAAACCUUGAACCGUGCAGGCUGUCCCACCUUUCACGUCUCGCUCUCCAUCGUUCCUCACUUAUUGAUCAGAUGUCUGCUCGUUAAUUAAGACAUGACCGCUGCCGGCCGGCUGCACGGUCAGAGCUGCACAUCUACAGGGCUGCAGCGGGGCCUGGGAAUCAGAGGCAGCUAAUCCAUAAGUGCUAAUGUGCUAUUUCUCUCAUCCCCCAUGUCAUUCUCAAUUUUUCACUAACCUUUUCUCUCCGGUUUUCCUUUUUCCUACCUGCGCAAGUCACUUCUCCUUCUUUUCUUUCUCUCCUUUAAUCCAUAUGCAACAAAUAAAUUUUUCAGCAGGGCCACGGUUUUUAUAUCGCAAAUAACUCCCAAAAGAUAUUGUGAAUCAGAUGUCUAUGUAAAAGAAAAACAUCAUAGAAGAUGUGCAAUAUGAGAAAAUUGAGGUGUUUUAUUCAUGUAUUCAAUCACUUUAUUCUUUCAUCUUGAAGUAGGGGACUGAAAGUUUGCUGAAUAUCAAAUAUAUGAUGCAUUUGAGUCCGACCUGUUGGUUAUUACCACACUGCAGAUACCAUCUAGUAGUUCUCUAGUAGACCUGCAGAUGUAAUCUUGUGUUCAAACCAACUGCAAUUACAAUCAAUCACCCCAGUAAAGAACAUGAAAAGUCCGGUUAAACGCAAGUUCUUGUCAAGCGAUGUAAAUGACUCAAACAAGGCAGCGUGAGUAGUGUGAAUUCUGGAAAUCAUACUUAAAAAUGGCAGAAAUACGCCUCAUGUUGAACGGGGAAAUAGAAAAUCAGAAACCAUGUCUAUAAAGAGCAGUCCCUAAUCUUCCAACCACUCAAAAGGCUUUUACGUCACUUGUCACAUUUAUCCAUUCACACCAUAUUCAAACGUCGAUGGCAGAGGCUGCUAUGUGGAGUUUUAACUCGUCACAUCCAAUCACAUACUGAUGGGCAGAGGCAGCAGGGUCAGGUUAGGGUUAAAUGCCAUACAGAGGACAUUUACAGACCCUCCCGACCUUCGGAUAGAGAAAUCGCUUGUAAUGCGUAGUAUCCAAAUUCUCAGUUGUGCAUUAUAACAAUAAGAAGACCGGAACCAGUUAAUUCUGAUAUUUCUUGCUGAAAAAUAUCAAUAGAUUCAGUCCAAAAUGCACUUGAAAUUAAAAGGCUCUAGGACUGCAUGGAGGCUGUGGACAUAGUGUCCUAGAUAGCUUGGGUUAAAUUCUAACAAGACUCUUUACCUCAUGUUGUUCCCCUCUGGUUUUCCCAGUUUCCCCCUUUGUCCUCUCAACAAAGGUAUAAAAACUUCUAAAGUUUAGGAGUGUGAAAUUAUACUCUAAACUAUUUGUAAAUGUAGCUAGUCAUACUGGCAUUUGUUAUUCUGUUGAAUUUAUUUUUAAAUAAAAAUAUCAAACUAAUAUUGCUAAAGCAUAAGCAUUAUUAGACAUUGAUCAGUAUGUGAUGAUUAGAUAAUGACAUAUAUUCAUGUCCUCUGUAUUUGGGCUCUAACUGUGUGUGAGGCCCUUAAGAAACACGCUGAGCUGCUGAAGGAGCCGCCAGUCCUUCACCCAGGAGGACUGACAGCUUCUCCUCAGGGGGUAAGGUUAGGAAAUUUGGGGUUUUGACGGGUUAACUUUUUGAUAUGCAGCCCUCCUGGUGAGGAGGACUUUUCACAGAGACGGAGGAGGACCAUCUCUGUUUCUGUAUCCCCUAAUGAACAGUGAGCACAGACCUGUUCUUCUCCGGGCAGACGUGUUUGGCUAGGCGUUAGUGUUUGUACUGAAAAGUUUUAACUCUUAAGAUUGAGUUCUGCGUCAAGUUAAAAGUUACAACAUUUGAUUUUCAUUUAAUUAUGUCUCUUAGACACUUGUGGUCCUCAAAAUAAAACAUUUAUUUUUAUAAUUAAGCGCAAGCAACUCAAAUCCCAGUGAAAUGUCUCCUUUGUAACACAUUAGGAAGUUACAAUAUCUAAUGUUAACAUGACUGCAGGCUGGUGAAAAUGAAAAAAGCCAGGAUGUUUCACUCCCCGGCGACUCUCUAUGCCGUUAGAUGUUAAACAAAAGCAAAUUUUGAGACAAAAAGAACGUAUUUUAUCCCAAACCUUCCCUCUGAGGUAUACACAAGAGUUAUUCAAAGACAAUUUGGGUUCAAGGGAAUCGUAAUUUGAGAUAAGGGAUGAAACAUUAUAGUGUUAUUAUAUGCUCCCCAAUGUUCCCCUCCAGAUAUAGACAAACUCUGUAUCUCCCUCUCCCAGUGGGAAUCCAGAGCUCAUAAAAGUAGCGUCUCACACUCUUCAACUGUAUCUUGCACUUAAAAAGAGUCUAAAUUUGUAACUCCUCCACAGUGCAUUCACAUGACAGGCAUUGCACCCCGCUGAACUACACAGAGAAGAUCUAAACCCUGGAGGAUAUCUACAGUACGUGCUUUCCAAUGGUUGCAUAUCUAAAUUCAGGCAAAAGGAGUGUAAGGGUAUUGCACCAUAUAACCUCCUGAAUAAUGUGCCAGGAAGUUUUUCUCCUUUAUUUACACAACUUACUUUUAGAUAUCCGUCUUUCCAGCCCAUCUUCUCUGACUUUGUCUCUUUUCUUUUGUAAUUUUAAAGGGCAAAAAAAAAAUGCAUCAAAAAGAAGUAAAUCAAUGUUUCUCUGAGGUUUGUGAGUGAAGUUUGUUGUUGUUCAAUAGCUCGGUGAUGUUUGGUUCACUUGGUGGGAAAGAUUUCAUGAUUUCUGCAUGUUGCAAAGAACAGGUUUCAAAAGCAACACCACUCACAAUCAUUUUUCAGAUUCCUUAAGUGCACUCACGCCAACACAAGGGAAUUGAAAUGCAUUUUUUAUAGCAAUGGCUGAUCGCCUUGUUUUGUACAGUCCUACCUUUAGCAUGCACUUUCAAAGUCUGACUUCAAAGUUUUGUUUUUGUGCUACCACCCCCAACAAAACGUGGAGGUUGCAGCCCUCUCUAACAGCCCACAGAUCUGCAUCAGUGAACAGCAGUGAAGAUGGGUCGCCAUUAACAUACUAAAUGUUUUCCACCUUCUGUGGCCUCUGUUGUCAUGGGGAAAAAAAGGGUUUUUAACCCACAUCCACACUCAUGGUUGAGCAAUUUCAGUGCGUCUACAUUUUAGGACAUCUGCUACCUCAGAUGGCUGAUUUUUUCAUGUCUGGUGAACAUUGUGUCACAGCCCGUCGUUCAUUGCCAAAGUUCAUUUGUUGUUCCACUAUUGCAUUUUGAAUCAUGCACAGGCUGUUGAACACUUUAUAGUUUUGUUAAAAAAGACAUUAGAGAGCUUUAGAAUAAUCAUUUACCUUUUUAAAACCUCUGCUGGAAAUGAAAAUGUUUCCCAUACUGGCUCCUUGAAAGAAACUAAACUGAAAUUGUUUUGAGCUUUAAAGCAAGACGAUUGCUCGGUUUAAAGUUUGGCAAAAGCUUCGAAGAAAGGUUGUAGGUGUUGUUGAAAUUUGUCAAGUCAAAAACAAGGAUAUAGCUAUUUCAAAAUUUAGUUUUUGCCAACAACUAAGUGUGUAGCUACUGUUUAAUUUGUUUUUAUCCAACAAGCAAGGUGGUAGCUAUUUUAUUUGUGUUAUUUUUUAUAUUUACCAUUUACUACUACUAGUAUAUAUGGAUGGUAGGAAGGCGUCCAUGAUGAACAUGUGUAUAAAAGGCUCAGAAAUUUGGCAAGACUGUUUGGGCCCACUACCUUCUUAAGCUGCUUUCAACAUGCAGAGAAACUUUCAUUAUUCACCUUUUCAUAAGACCAGCCGAAAAAAUAAACUGAUGGUUUUUUGGUUGUUUUGUUUGUUGUGCUGGGCUUGAUUUGAUGGUAACUGUCUUUAUUAAAAUAUUAACCAUUGAUAUUGAGCCAAAAAAAGCAAAAGCAAACAGAAAUACUGUGAGUUCAUAGCUGAGGUCCUGAAAGCUGUUUGCAGCAUGUUAUAGAACCGAGGAUAGACGAAGAAGACGCAGCAGACUGCCUGUGAACUAGCAUAAAGGAGCUCUGUAAGAGUUGACUCAGCACUUUUUAAAACUGAAAUUUCAUGACUUUUUGUAAAUCCAAAUGUAACGUUAGAGCUUCAUCCAACAUUUUUAUUUUCUAAUCGUUCUUUUCACUGUUCUUACUCAGUUUUGUAACUUUCAAUCUACCGAAAGUAGCUUAUUCUUCAAAAUAAAAGCGUAGUUUUUUUUUAUUAAAGCAACCUUAACACAAAACAUCGAAUUUUUUCAAAAUAAAAGCAUGGCAAACAAUUGUUUCAUAAGGCAAUAUCUUUUUAUAAGAAGUUUUAGUUACACAGCCAGUGAUGUGGAUAAAUCAUAAGUUUUAACAUAAUUAGAAACAGAUGUAAGUUAAUUGUGUUUAUAUGUAAAAUCAAAAGGAUUUGAAGAAUUUAUGAGCAUAUAUAUUGCAAAAAUAUUGUGAUAAUAAUAAUAAUAAAACUCUUCAACAACAAACUGGAUACAUUCAUGGUGAAACAUAAAUUACUCUCCAACAGUCAAUAUGGUUUCAGAUCAAAUCGGUCAACAUCACUAGCAAUAAUAGUAUUUAAUAUAUUUAUUGAUAUUUAAAAAAGCCUUUGAUACAAUAAAUCAUGACAUAUUAUUAUUAAGAAAACUGGAAAGACUUGUAUCAGAGGUGUUGUAUUAGAUUGGAUUAAAAGUUAUGUACAGAGGAGAAAACAGUUUGUAAAGCUCAGUGAUGUUUGUUCUCAAUGUUUGGACAUUGUUUGUGGUGUCCCCCAGGGGUCAGUGUUGGGCCCUAAACUCUUUAUUAUGCAUAUUAAUGAUAUUUGUAGAGUGUCCGAGGUAUUGAAGUUGGUGAUUUUUUAUUUUCUGUUCUGGGGGGGAUGUAAAAAAGCUACUGGAGGAGAUUACCAUAGAAAUGAGUAAAAUGAAAGUAUGGUUUGACAGAAAUAAAUUUAUUGUGACGAUGAUUGUGAGUUAAAUAUCUAGUUUCGUCCAAUCAGAAUGAAGUAUUUCAUAGCCGGGUCAUGAUAAGAACUUUGAGGUCUUGAGUCUGUUAAUUAUUUUGAUAAAUUAAGACGCUUAAUUAGACCCUUGAUCAAGUCCAUAGUUGCCUUCCCAGUGCUGGUCUGGAAACCUCUCUGUUGCUCCUUUCAAUAACAACACUACAAUGGUAGCCUACACAGAAUAAUUGCAUGAGCCAACACGUACUGCACACAGAUCUUUAUCUUCAUGUUCAAAACAAGCACAAACAAACUCUCUGGCCCUUAUCCAGCCUCUCACAUACACCAAACACACAAACACAUGCUACCGAUCCUCCUUGCCGUGCCCUGUGAACCAUGACAGCUGUAGCCGGCUUGAUUGACAGAGUUUGAAAGUCAGGUUCAAGAGCAGGUUCACACGACCCUCAGCGUUACCCCGCUACCAACGCCUGCCUCUCAGCCGGCUCUGCCAAACGCCUGCUCACUUAUCUUCCACCAGAUGCCUGUCACAUGGUGCGAUGUUUCCUGCCAGUCAUCUCCCGGUCUCGGGCGUUUAAUUAGAGCUCAUUAAAGGCCCCGGCUUUCUUUGUAAAUAAUAUAUGGAGGGAAAGUACAUCAACAUAAGCUGCCUCUGGUGGGUCGGCGGCUAUGAAUAGUGAAAUAUUCAACAUGUCCUUUUGCUGCACUUAUUGUAUGAUCAAGCGUCGGUGGUAGUGGAGCAGACAGGGUUGUUGUGGCUCUGUGGGUUCAGAGGGUUGUGUCAUGAGGCAGGAUUUGUGGCGCACAGGCCCCGGAGAGCUAAGCGAGCGUGUUUAAAGACUUUUUUGUGGUUUUGAUCGGAAACAUAUCCGCGACUUCUUGUACUUUUGUAUCAAAGUAAGCAUUGUUCCUGCUUUGAAUGAUGUUUUGAUUCAUUUUGAUGUGUUGCAUAAGCUUCACACUGCUUCAGCUGUGAGUAAAGGUUCAAACCUGCCAAACACAACAGGAAUUUAUGCGAGCCACAUGCUAAUUGAAUAAAAUACACAAGCAUAAUUAUAGUCAGAUCUAUUAUUCGCUUGUAAAACUAGAGUUAAGUUCCCUAUAUGAGCAUAAAUUGGCAAAUAAAGCAGAUCCUGGUGAUGAAGCCGUCACAUUUUUUGCCUUUAUUUGUACACAGCGAUUAGUUUUCUCAGCUUUUGCAUCUGCAGCUGGGUUUUGUAACAUUUUUCUAGUUUUAUUAUUUGCUCUGAGUCUAUAAAAUACAUCCAUGUGUGAUUGGUUGUAUGCUGCAAACUCUGAGCUUACUUAUAAUACACCAUGUGUGAUUGUUUCAGGUUCAGGCAGCCACACAAGAAAUAUGUAUGUGUUGAUUUCUGUACUUGAUUACUACAGGCGGAGGUCUGUGCGUUUUCUCAUUUUCUAAAAAUAGUUGUUUUUAUAUAUAUGUACUUUUACCCUUCACACGGUGGUGGCUAUGUGUAUAAAGUAAGUAUCACUUCCCUGCCACAUACACACACAUAGAGAUGUGCAUGUUGUACACAUAACAUGUAUCUGGGCUCUGAUUUUCAUAUUAAUAAGUCCCACCGUCGUCGAUUUCUUCAUGACUUCCUCCUUGUCUCGGCAGCUUACAUCACAUGAAUGAGAGGGCCCUCCACCAUGAGGGGCCUAGGUGGGACAAGGGGGGUAGACAUUACCAUACUGUAUGCCUACAUCAAUGCACAACUUCAAUAAUAGGCCCUGUCAUUGAAACAAAUCACAGGCUUUCAGUGGCAGUGGCCCAAGCCUCGCAAAUUCAAAUUUCAUUUCGCCUCGCCAGAAAAUUGAAGCAGGGGGAAUUAACUUGUGAUCCGCUCCUAAUAUUUCUCCAACAAUUUGGGGAGCCCUGGCGGGGCUGCUUUAUAUUUCGAUGGGGGGGACGCAAACAAUUUGCUUGAGAUGUAUUACAUUACCACCCCAAAGAAUGACAAAAUUGGCCACAGCACAGAGCGACGAAAACAAGCCUAAUCGGACUCUUCAAUUUCACGGUGACACAGCCUGGUGUAAUGAGGUGACUGUGUGACUCUUCCCUCUUUCUGCUAGAAAAACUUCAGUGCUGUACCUUAUAGAAAAAGAGUAAAUGAAGAGUAAUGCUACCAGCACCCAUUGUUUAUCCAGUAUUUUAAUUCUUUUUAAUGUUAUUUUGAAAAAUCUAGUCCUGACUCAAUUAACAAUAUCCUUGUUUUUAUAUUAGACACCACUGAGGUUUUUUUCAUUGCAGGCGUUGAAGAGUUUGUGUCAUCCAGUAGGUUGUUAAAUUUAUAGUCAUAUAAUCAUAUAUUGUCUGUUUAUUGAUUACUUUUUAAAUGCUUUUAUCUGGUCUGCUCUUGUAUUUCAGUGUUGAUUUUUUUUUUUUUAUGUCUAUGUAAAGCACUUUGGUCAACUUGGUCGUUUUUAAAUUUAAAAUUGUAUGGUAUUGUAUUUUCUGAAGACAAUAAUGGCUGGUAUUUCAGCUUCAUCUUUGUUUAGUUAGGAGUAACGCUGUCUUUCCAGUGACUCUGUCCUCUUAAACUCAAAAAUACAGAGUUUGUGGUCGAAAAAUUCUCAGAGUUAGUGUGCCAAUCAAAUCCCUAAAAGCAAUAAUGUUGAAUAAUUAAGCCACUUCCAAACUGCAGUUCCUCAAGCGUCCACUGGGGUCUAGCUUUGUCAGCCAAGGGAGCCUGGUCUGAGCCCAUUUCAAGAGGUAACACUACCUUGCUUCUUUAUUUAUGACAACGGUUUAGGGGAUUAUUUCCUUCAAAAUCAUGCAUUUCCAUUAUAUUGGGGCUUAAAGUAGUGUAUGAUUACACUGAAAUAAAGCCAUGGCUGAUCUGGCUGAUAGAUAGAUGUGUUGGAGCUGGUCUCCAGAUCUUCCCCCAGAUAUGUUAGUUUUUGCUAGAAGUUGAGUUUUGUUUAUGCUUCUACGUCAAACUUAAACCAUAUGUACGCCAAAUCACUCUGCAAUACUCAAUCUAAACACUAGUCAUAUUGCUAGUUUCCAGUCUUGCUAUGUUCCUUCCUUGUUUGUGUACAGGAAACCAUAGCAACUGAAUCCAAUUUUAAUAUAUCUGAGUUGAAGCUGAUAAAUAUUGUGCAGCAGUUGAUCAUGCUGUAAUUAAGUAAUAAUUGUUAUUACAUAGGGAAAAGGGGAGAUAUUAGAGGAGACGUACCAUACAGCUGCUGAAGAAGAGAACACGGGACAGCGGCGAUGCCAGAAGAGUCCACUGCCAAGACCAAUCAGAGGGCUUGUGGUCCCACGUCGCAUAGAUGUGUGGUUAUAUUUUGAGGAGUUGUGCGUCGGCUGUACACACAAGCUUCUGCGUAGGGUACAUAGCAAUGUUGACCUAUGUUGUAGGCUGCAGGGUAGGUCCAAAACACAAGAGUAAACAAGGCUUUAGUAGGAGUCAGCAUUUUCAAUAGCAACCACCAUCUAUGAGUUUUGUAACGUCUAUUCAGAAACCCAUGUGUGACAUAAAUCGAACAUGUUUUAAACAGUCUAAAAAAAGGGAUUUGUUAAAAAGAACUAAAUGAAAAGCAACAAAAACUUACUUCCAAAUGUCCAACUGAAAAAUCCCAAAGGCAAAAAUCCAACAAAACGCACUGGGAAAAAAACAAAAAACGAAAGGACAUGAAGGAUUCACACAAUGACUACGACUGACACAAAAACAAUGAAGGGUAGGAUUACAGGGUAACGAGCAACAGGUGAGGCAGACAAGACACAGGUGAAACUCAUGGGUGAUUAACGAGGGAGGGAAAACUAGGGAAGUAACACUAUACCAGAAACACAAGGAAUCAACUCCUACAAAAUAAAACAGGAAACACUGAAAACUAAUGUAAAGAAUAAAACACAGAACAGGAGGGAAAUGGGGAAAAUACACAGGAAAUGCAGUCAAUAAACAAAACCAGGAAAAACUAAAUUUACAGAACAUUUCAUGACAACUUCAGUACUAUCAAUUAGAGAAACUCUUACUGUUUUUCACCAACAAAUCUUGUACAUUUGACGCUAAUUCAUUUCUAUGAAUGUUCUGCUUGCUUGUUACUUUCACUCUGAGGUGAGCUGAAUUGUUAACUUGGAUUAUUAAACAAAUUUAACUCAUUAAACAUCCAACAGCCUCUCUUCUUCUCUUCAGAUGUUACGCAGGUAGUUCUGGUCUGUCUAGGUAACACAUUGAGAUUCAUCGAAAACUUCACCAAGGCCAAAAUUUUUCUCCACAGCCUUGAUCCGUCAGAGAUCGCUGGUCAGGAUGUGUAAAGCUCUCUAAAUGUCUUGUCGAAGAAAGUUUCAGUAACCUCAGUAUGUAUUUAUACAGCAUGGAGGCACAUUACAGGCUCUGACCAUGAGCUGCUCGUGUGAAGAAACAGGUAAGAUGUAGAGCUGAGGGAGGCCGGUUUGCUCAGUCAGUUUUAUAAGUCAGAGUGUCAGUCAUGGGUUAAAUCUCAGACGGAAAACAAGAAAAAAUUGUCUUAUUGGAUAGUAGUGUUCACUAAAUUACAUUAUCUGGAUAAAGCUAGAUUGGUACCUUGCAAUAGUGCAGUUCAUUAGAUGGAUAAACCAGUAAUUCAAUAGGUCGGUCAGAGGAUCGCUUCCACAUAAAGACAGAAAAAUAAACUCUGUUAGAUCCAUGUCAAAAGAUCUUUUGUGUCUAAACUUAGUUCAGUUUUAUCCGAGCCAUUUUUCAAAGCUUGUUUUCUGUUUCUUUAAUGCCAGCAGUCUGUGUUCAUGUACCCACACAGGUGUUUUCAGUGACUUGUAUUGAUCUGACCACUGCUGAGGUUAAAGGUAUUAUGAACGGUCAUCAAACUCAGCCAGCAGCUUCUGUUUUCAAGCUGCCAUGUAGACUUGUUGAAGCAGGAGAAGCUCUGACAUGAGCGAAAAAUAAAUGAUUUUAAGAGAAUUUACAGAAACUCUGCAAAGGAUCAUUUCCAUCCACUGCUGUCUGCGAUAUUUUUUUAUGUAGGAUGGUAGGGAAAAGUCCCGCCUCCUUCGCCUCUGAUUGGCUAGAAAAGCUGGAAACGUCAUCACACGCUCAAGCCAAACGCGGGCUGUCCGCUCUAUACAUCAAACAGAACGUUACAGAACAUUAUCGCACUUCUGAAUCUCCCAACCCUAACCCAACAGACGAUGACGUUUCACAGCCAUUAGGAAUCCUACAAAAAAAAUUUUCCUGCUGUCCUUCCAAAACAGGAAGUAGCUGUAAGAGCAGUGGUCAAACAACUGAUAUACAGAUUAGGGCUGUCCCAAUACGAUAUUGAUAUCAGAUAUCGGCCCGAUAUCAGCCGAAAACAAAUACUGGAUUAUAUCGGCCUGCAUCUAAAAUCUCCAAAUCAGCACUCCAAUACAAGCGGUCCAUUCCAGACUCCGCUCCGUCACCACUAGCUAGCAGCACCCGGAUCCAGCAUGUAGAGCCCACAUGAUCACAACAACAGUGUGUACUAAGUUACCAACAAAGUAGCAAGAAGUAGGAGUGAUGCCGGCUGUGUGGCAGUUUGAAAAAGACAUUGCAGUUGAGUGAAAAACUUGUCAUGCACAAGUCUGUGCCAAUAUCGGCUCAAUAUCGGUAUCAGACGAAACUUAAAGCUACAAUAUCGGUAUUGUAUCGGAAGUAAAAAAGUUGUAUUGGGACACCUCUAAUACAGAUAUUAAUUUCAAGUUGUGAAAAAAUAUGAGUGGCAAUGCAGCCUGUGUCAUACUGUGUCUUCAAAAUAAUUUACUCUAUGAAACUAGUUUUCCAGGAAGUCUCUGCAAGGUUUGGCUCGAAAAUGAGCAAAAAGUGAAAGUUUCCCGAACCUGUCAGCUGCAGCUCUUCCACUUUGAGGUUCCUCUUUUAACGAGUUCCUUGCUCCCCUCUUGUCUUGAAUCAGAGAUGCUCGAAGCUGUCACUGUGAAGAAAAGCCGUGUUAGACAUACUGAGCCUGUCAACACAGCGCCAAGCAGCCGGGAGAAACCAAGGUGAGGCAGCAGCCAAGAGAAGAAGACUCGGGGCACUGCUGCUGUCUGCUCCGGCCCGUCAACAUAACCUAGACCCUGCCUCACCUCGCGUCACUGUACUGAUUUGUUCCUUGUUACAUUUAGCAUGUGCACUCGCAGGCCACCGGUUUGUCCAAAUUAAGACUCAAAUCUGUGUCACAUUAUUCUCCAGGUGCAGCACAAAUUAGGUUUGGUCCUGUUUUCAACGUGAACAAUUAAGAAGGCCAUUAAAACCCCCACAUCGACUCUUUGCUUGAGAUUAUUUAGGUGAAAUAUUUGCUUUUGAAUUUAUCAAAGCUGCUGAAAAAUUUAAAUCAGAAGUCUCGACCCUGAUACCAAAUCAAAGAAUGUAAAAUUAGUCUUAUUUGCUGUCGAAGAAAUACAAUAAUAACGCAGGAAUCAGAAAAAAUGUUAAUAACAAUUUGGUCAUCUUUCCAAGUGAAGAUUUUAUGUUGAUUGCUUUUUACAGUCUGUCUAUCUGUAUCCAGGUGAGAAUAGUCGCACUGCAGCUACUGGGCUAUUUGCACCUGUUGUGAGCAUCAUCUGCAGGUGAUUAUUGACUGCCGUGGGCGUUUAGUUUCGGCUGCAGGCGUUGAUUGUGGACAGAGGGUGGUUAUUGACAGCUGCUGGUGUUCGAAUUCUCCUGCAGUUGUGUUCUCAGUACAGCAGCAGUCGAGUGCAGGCUGAUGGAGGUCUAUUUUCAAUGACAGGUGUUAAAUGUCAGCAGCAUGGUUGAUGGUUAUCCAGACCUGCAGAGGUUAAGUCUUGGUAGGGAACUGGCUGUGGCUUCAAUGAGUCUUUUAUUGGCCGCCGUCAAACAGAGAAUAAAAAGUUGCUUUUUAGUUGGUUUGAGUCCACAAGUCACAUGGGGCGAUCAUGUGAUACUUGCACGUGUAAUUUAAGUGCUAAUAGCUCUGGUGUAGGGCUGGGCAAUAUAGAAAACAAGUUUUCAUGAUUUAUUUUUUUCAUAUCAGUAGAUAUCGAUAUAUAUCACGGUAUUAAAAACGAAAUUUAACAGUGCUUGUUGGUAGCAUGUCUUUUGCAUUACAAUAAGUUACUGCAUCUGUGAGGUCUUUCUGUCUCUUUAACAUUUUGUCGUAAGGCGUUGCGCUAGAGAAAGCAGACUAAAUGGUCGGCUCUUUCCACUGCACAGGCGCUAUGGGCUCCUUGCUGCGCUUGGCGUUUGUAACCUUUUGCAUUGCACAUGCUCUGCAGCGUGGCACUGCUUCAGGUGGUAAAAAAAGAUCUGAGGUAUUCCCCGACUUGUACUCUGCGUAAUUUGCAGUGCACCUUACUCUGCUUCAUGUACGACCUCAAAAAACCAAAAUACCUCCUCACAACCGGCAUUUUUGUGCCAGCGUUGUCGACGAUGUCGUCAUCUGUUGAGCCUUCAUCUGCAUUUCUGCCGAGGGCAGCACUUAUUUUCUUUUUUUCUCACCAACUGCUCUUUUGGCUUCAAGUGUUAAAAAAGUUGUUUGCUACUUGGUUCUAAUUCAGCACAUGAUUGGUUCAGCGCAAAGUGGACCAGGAGCAACUCCCCUUUUCAUUGGCUAUUCAUAUAGUCUACCAAAGCAUGGCAGGAUGCCGACUAUCUAAAAGCAUAUUGACCAUAUUUUAUAUUGAUAAUGAGGGAAAUUAAUUUUCAAUAUAUAUCAUAAUCGUUUUAUCAGCCGGCCCUACUCUGGUGCAAAUGUCAUUGAGGCUUGUUUCAAGCUAUAUACUCCUGGCUGUGAAUAACAAUGUUUUUUGCACAACUCAAGUGCAAAUCAAGUAACAGCUUAGCUGUGGUUUGGCACCAGCAUCCAUCUGUUUAAAUGCAGCAUCCACUGCAUUAGGUUUCACAGUUUUCCAUUCACCUUCAGUGUGUGAGAGUGAGUAAAGUAAUCCAAAAUGAGGUUAUCCCAAAACCCCAACCAAUUAAAUCCAAAUUACCUUUAUAGUUAGAUGGCUCAGGGUGUCAGAAAAUGAUCUUAAUUGAUUUCUUAAUUAAGUUUACCUUAACUGCACACAUACUUAUUCUUUAGCUUCCACAGACCCACACUCCAUCCAUAGGAUUGUGGGUUUUAUCCUUUUUAAGAUCAUUUCCUCCUCUAUCAGGAGAAAUGCAGUAGAUGGGAAAGACAAAUACACAAGCUGAUCUUAAGAGUCUCUAGAGGCAGGGACGUUUGUUUGGAUAAAGGAUAAACACCAAAUGCUGUUGUGCUGGAGAAAAGGUCAUUAAAACUUGAUGAAAUGUGUCUUUGUCAUGAUGCCGGUUCAAAAGGCUGGACAUACAGGCCAUCUCUUCCCUCUUGUGACCUAAAACUGCAGAUAAAAAACUCUCUGAUUUCAAUAUGACAAUGCCCGGGGCAAAAGCAUUACAUGCCAGAGCCCCCCCUGAGUCCACAUCCUGUACUCCAUCAGCAUGCUCCCUACGCCGACUGAGCCCGAUGAUUCAAAUUUUGCUGGUUUUUAAUUAAAUGGAAGGUCAAAUCUCAUCGCUCUUUUCUACAGGGAGCUGCUGCUGUCUGCAUGGCAGAAGAGCUACACCCCGUCAUUAAUUUUAUGGAGGAGGGACCAUAAUUGAUUAAAAAGUUAAGGACUGUGGGGACUGCGUGGGUAAGAGGCAGUUGCAUUAGAUGCUAUGCAUGUAGGAUGUUAUUCAGUCACAUCUAUUAUGGCUGAUAUUACACUGAGGCGGCACUUAACCUAAGGAAAUAAAGUGAUUUUCUUCAAGUGGAUGCUCAGCUUUAGUGUUGAUGCAGCUGUGGAGAUCCUUGUAAUUGCAUUUAAUGAUUACUUUCUGGCUUGAAUUCAAGGGUUGGCCUGAUUAUUCAAGGGCUACAUAAAUGUUGACUUCAGACUUCUGUAUAUUUAUGUAUGUGUACAGUUAUGACAUUAAGACUGGCCUUUUAUUCUGGUAUUUCUAAUGCAGGUAAAAGCAAGAAAGAAAAGACGAGGGUCGAACAACACAUUACUUGAUAAACUUAACUGAUACGUGCGGCUUACACACACAAAAAAGGUAUUUUUGCUCUUCCCAUGGGUGCAUGUUUCCUGAAAUCCACAUCACUUUAGACCCUAUCCACUAACUCUUCUUUGCUGCUUAUCGUCCACACAGAGGAGGCUUCAGUUUCCCUUGUUCCCCGCAGUUGUUUAUCAUCAAUGUGAGACGUCACAGCAAGGCCAGGAAGUCAAUUAGAAUGGAUGUAUUUCUGACUGUUGCCGUCAUUUUUCUAUCUCAGGUUCUCGGUGAUCGUAGGCAUCAGAUACCCAACUCCUCCGUCUCAAAUGGGAGAAAUCUCCUUCGGAAGAACUUUGUAAAAACAAACAAGAGUCACGAUGUGAAACCAUGAGCUGUUUAAACCCCCUGUAGACGGGUCGAGUAUCAGAUCCAGUCAAUGCCUCUAAUCACCCUCGAUGUCUGUUUCUAGAUCAACCUCCAACCUCCUGAGAAGAAGUCGAGGUCACGAGUUGUAACCUUUCAAAAUCAAAUAUGGAGGGAUAUAUUUAGAGCAUGGAUGGAUAUAUGACACAAGACUGAUAUGUGCAGGAAUCCAACAUUAUCUCGUUUUUUUAAUGGCAACUUGCUUUGAAAAUGUUGCUUUUGUCUCAUCCACAAGUUUACAGCAAUUUCCAAACAAAAAAUUAAGCAUAGAGUUAGUUCAGGCAGGCUUACCCCUAAUUUCCACCACAUCUGGAACGGCUACGAAAAGAUCGUGUCCACUGAUCGCAGCUGACAGUAAUCAUUUCAGUUAGUGUGUCACUUUCCACCGGCUUCUUUCCGUUCCACUGCGGACCGCCGGACUCCACAACCGAUCGCAAUGGUUCUAUUUUUGCUCAGAUUAACCCAUGCUGGAAAGGAAGUCGGGCACAGACACAAAAUAAAACAUCCGGCUUCUUUUCAAAAUAAAACACUCCAUGUUUCAGGCAGAUCGUAUUUCACACCAUGCAAACGGGCGGGGACUAACAAGUGAGAGGUUUUUAGAGAGCAUUUCACCCUGAUGACACCACGGAUGAGGAGAUGCUGAUUCUAAAAGUCUAGAAGUAGAUUUGCUCCUCUGGAAGGACGAAAUCUACUGCUUACAUGAUUAUGUGGCUGUUUUUAUAGAGUCAACUAGUUAUCGCGCCACUGCACGUGAAUCCACGGGUUCUUGUGAGUUCUCGCGACUCACGCUGUCCGUAAUCUACCACGAAAUUCGCCUUACAAAUGGAUCCGUUAGGAAUUGGUAUACAGCAAAAAUCGCUGCUGUUCUGAAUCAGAGCCAUUCCAGAUGCGGUGGAAAUUUGGGGUUAGCCAAUCAUAAACUGAUGCUACUGGCAGCCCAUAGCAGCUAAUUUUUUUGUGCCUAAAUUGCCUUUUUUCUGCCGUUUUCAUCUCUGUCAUUCCACACAGUAAACACACACCUGACUCUAGUUUCUUUAAAGAAAUAGCCAUCAUGUUGACCAAUCACAAGGCCAGUAUCCGACACACCUGCAUUAUCCUAACACAUCCUGUUCUGCUUAUCACUGAAGGUAAAGGGAGCUCCUCCUAAAGUAAAACAGUUCAGUUUUGCUCAUUUAACACUCAGACUCCAACUGUACUCAGCUUGUUUUUUUUUUUUACCCCCACACACUUGGAAAUACAUGCGCGCCAGCUCCAUGUGGUCAGAUCGGGGGGUGGAUUUGGUUGAGUGUUGAAAGCCGUCGGGCCUCCUCUCCUCUCCUGUCAGGAGCAUCUGUCAGCUCUGCCACAGUUCUGUCUAAUAAACCAGCUCCGCAGACCGGCAGCCUUUUCUGCCUGAAGGCUCCCUUGCCAAAUAACACGGUAACUUUGAAGAGAAGAAAAAAGGAAAUUCUCCGGCUACGCUGCUUCUCUCUUUACUAUCAUCUCUAUCAGAUCCCUAUUUUGUGCUCAAUUAGUUAAUCUCACAGAGUGCCUUUCAUUUAGCUCUCAGAGUGGCAAAAGUGGUCUUAUUUGCAUCGCUGUUCUCUCCGCAGGGGCAGCAACAAAUGAGGCCUUGUUUUUUAAAAGGAGAGCAUAAUGAAGCUUUGUGGAGGCACGAUCCAAGUCAGAUAACCCACCAGGAUUUCAAUUUACUCCUGUCAAAAAAUAUGAAAAGCACAAAUAAACGCAGCAAGGGCGGACUUUGUGAGCCUCCCCUCCUCCAGAGGACAUUGAUUCCACGGGUGCAGAAUCAUGCCUAUUUAUGUGUCUGUCUUUCUGUUGUUAUCUUUCUGUCUCAGGUGCAAGUGCAACCUGCAUGCCAACAGCUGUGUGUUUGACAAGGGGAAGCUGGGCUGUGAGUGUGAACACAACACCACAGGACCAGACUGCAGCCGCUGCAAGAAGCACUACCACGGGAGAGCCUGGAGUGUGGGCUCCUACCUGCCUAUACCAAAAGGAACAGCAAAUAUAUGUGAGUAUAUCACUACAUCCAAGACUGUCUUCUGCAUCUACAAGUGAUGGGCACGGCAGUUCUUUUAGAUUUACUGAAUCACUAGAAUCAGUUUACUAAAAAGAUUUGUUCAAAAGAUUCGUUCACCAAAUCAACGAAUCAUUUAGCGGGAGAAGCCUGCGACUCCGACCUCCUGAACUGAUGCACAGCUGAACGUUUCAGGAUUCAGUUCAAUUCAUAGCUUCUGGGACAGGAGAUGAGAGUGUUUGUUUGUAUUGCUUUGGCAAACAGGUUUUUAAAAAUGAACUUGUUUAUAAGGUAGUUUUGUCCAACAAAAAUGAUUCCAGAGAGUGUAGUUCAAUGCGUGAUUCGUUCACCAAGUGAUUCAGGCGUCAGUGCAUGUGGUCCCUCGUUCACCGGCUGCUGGCCUGGCAAUGCGGUUUCUCACAUCAGCUCAACUGAAGUGAGAAACGAACGAGUCACUUUAGGAAGUGAUUCAGUUCAGUAUUUUCACUUAAAAGAUUCGGUUCUUAUGAACAAAUCGUUUGCAAACAACACAACACUAGCAUCUACUAGAACACUAAAAACGCCUUAUCAAUACCUGAGGAUGAUUGCAAAUCCUUUACUUUUUCCACAUUUAAUCUUUGUCCUUGAGAAAGAGAGAUGUGUCACACCUCUUUAUCACAUUAUCUCCUGGCCUCUGGGUUGCAGCUCUCCAAAAUGUCUUGUGCAAAUAUUUUUGAUUUGCUACAAUCUGCUUAAAGAGCUAAGAGGCAUUUAAAAAAGUGUAUAAAAGUACACACUGUGUCAUUCAGCGGGAAAAUAUGGUACGUUUGGUUCCACUAAAGCUCCCCACGUUUGCGCUGUAAUGUAUAGUAGAUAGUUUAGAUCAGUUCGCAGUUGAGCUAAGUUCAUGUCUCCUCUGCAAACGCUGUUAUAUCAUUUUAAUAAUGCCACACUCGCUCAUAAGGUAAUAUGGAAGUACCCAGACUUCUAUGUCUGAUCCAGAGAGAAAACAUGAGCUGCAACAGAUGAACCAAUCAUAUAUGUCAGAGUGUUCCCUCUUUCCAGUGUCUCAUCUUUGUAUUUUUAUGACUAUUCCUACAUCAUAAAACCUCCAUAUAUUUCUCUAAACAUCUUCCACACUCUCGCCGCGUCUUUGCAUCAAUUUGCACCAUCCUGGGUGUAUUUAUUCCACCGACUUCAGAAAUCAUGCCUCCUCGAAAAUUCGCUUCACAUUCGGUCUGAACACACAGCGAGGGAGGAGGCUGAAACAUUUUGUAACACCUGUCUUUGAUGUUGGAUGUGAGAGGCCUCCUUGAUCUUUGUCUGGCCGUCCACUGACUCCUCGCUGAUCGUUUUGAUCUCUUCACAUCCAAGGCCAGGCCCAUUCUUCAGCAGACACAGGGUCAACGAUUUCACACUCAUAUAGGAACACCUGUUAUAACUUGACCCCAGUUCCACAUGUAGGUCAUCGAGAUGACUACGAAGCCAUCUCCAUGACGACUAGGCAAACUCCAUCUGUUCAUGAGGACAGUAAAGGGCACUUUUGACCGAGGAUUCAAGGCGAGUCAAACUCGUUCAGGAUGUUGCUGAAAAAAGUUUCACUGGUUGAGCACAUCUAACGCUUGAUGGUUGUGUAACCCGGGAACUCUUCUCGCUACCUGAAUAGGAAAGGAGAGAAUGUAUUAACCUUUCUGGCUCUACUUAUCACACUAAAUGGAGGGUUAUAAUCCUUUAUAUAUGUAUUUCUAACCGUGGAAUCCUAAAGGUUUUGUCAGUUUUUAUGUAGCGACAUCUUGCGGGACGAUUCUAGAGAGGAACCCCUCCUUGCCAAUCUCUCCUGUCACCGUGGCAACAGUGGCCGUCGAGGAUGUAAACUCGGAUUCACUCGAGUUCAUGUAUGAUAAGUCUGAUCCUCCAUUUGUAAAGUUUUUAAAAUAAAAAACUGAAUAUAAAGUCAUUUCCACACAACAAAAAUAAAUCUUACUCAGUCCUCAGCCCCUGGAGUGAAGACCUGCUGCUUCUAUAAUCUACAAGAGUUUCUCCAAGUCAUCAUGAAUAAAACAGUUGUUGUUUUCCGUUCUGUAUAAACUCAUUUAAAUCUAUUACUGCACAACACAAGCUAUCGAUUAAACGUAAGUCCCACCUGUAAUGGGGAGAAUAAUCACUCAUAGCGUAGAAUUUUAGGGUGGCCAAUCCAGGUGGGACAUGCCACCCCUCACCGCCAUUCUGGACACACCCCUGCAUGGCUGAUGUUUAACAUUACCUGUAUUGACAAGCAUAUCGUUAGUCGUUUGAACUGCAUAGUCUGUAGGGCUGGACGAUAAACCAAACAUUUACAGAUAACGAAAUUUACGACAAUAACAAACUUUAUUUUUCCAUGUCAGUAUAUUUGGUGUAAAAAAAUUAAAUAAAUGAAAGUUGGUUUCGGAUGUGUGUAGGUAGGCUAUGGUCUUGUAGAGUAGCCAUCGUCCAUUUGUCAUUAUCGAGGUGAACUGUUCAAUAUAUCGUGAUAUUGAUAUGAGGCCAUAUCGCCCAGCCCUACUAGUUUGGAACAAAAAAAAAAAAUAUCUAAAUAAAGACUCUGUUUUUCUGGAAACAGGAGUGAAGCUGUGUUUACUUCAAGUGCAGACAGAACUAAGAUAGCAGUGAAUCAGAGAUUUAAACACUGUUUCCUGGUGUUUGAAGGUGGUUAAAUUCUAAAAAACCAAUUAACACACUCACCUCACUCACCGGCUGUGGGAAUGUGCCUCAUUUUUUCCGUGAAUCCAGCCAAAGCACAGGCUCCAUCCUGCCUCUCUCUCUUCUCUGCGUGUGUUUUGUGCCCCACCCUCAGUCGAACAGAUGCACAGACCUUCAGCUGCUGCGGGCUACGUUCUCCACACAGACAGAAAGCAGACCAGACAUCUCGUCUAGCCACAUCGGUUUAGACUGGAAGGUUUCAGGAUGUUGCAGACAAGGGCACUGAAAGAAGUUUAAAGUUUCAAUUCUUGUCUAACAUGUCUCUUGUGUGAAAUGUCCUUCAGAUAUAACUCAAAGCUACAGACUCUUAGCUGAGAUGUUUUGUGGAAGAGUGCUCCUGAAUACAGUGAAAACAGCCCUGUAGAGCAGGCGCUCGGGUCCUUUUCAAGCACUUGUUGCUGUUCAUUCAGUCAGUCAGUCAGUCUCCGGUGAGCAUAAAUAGCCCUCCUUCCAAUACUUUAACACUGAAUUUAGUAUUCCUGUCUCAACUCCAUAACAAGGGUGAACUAAUGCUGGAUAUUUUCCCGCCUGUUCACAUGGUAUCUCUGAGGCAGAAGGUGCUCUUUUGAAUUAUCCCCAUUAUAAUCUUGGACGGGAGUUGAGUCACAUUUAUCAAAUCCCGUGCCUGAGGCGGGGGGCUCAUUGCCUCAAUAAAUCUAAUACAGCCAGCUCAGGGAUGUGGCGGUGGACGGCCAGGCGAGGGCCAGAUGGUGGAAGAUCUAGCCCUCUGGUCCUCCGCUCACACUGAUUCAGCCUUACAGUCAGAAACUCGACAUGGCAGAAGUCUGCAGGGAUUGACAGCAGGUUUUUCAGAUGCUCAGUUUGAUUGUCUGACUUGUUUUCUCAGACAUGGAUGCAGCAGUUAGAUCUGUUAGCAUGUUAGCUAUGAUAUUGCUAUUGAUCCUCAAACAGUGCUCUCUUUGGGCUGUUUGUUGAUGAGGAAUUAGAAGCUUGCACACAUUUGUACUUGUAUGUUUCAUGGGCGUGUUUGCAUGUCUGUGCACUCCAAGUUGCGCGCAUGUGUGUGUGUGUGUGCUCAUGCAACACGUUUGAUUGCAUGUGGGAGUUUGUUUGUGAGAACGUUCGUGGACUCUAAGGAGAUAUUGCUGGAUUUACCCCUGCACCUCUUCUGUUAUGAGCCUCCCUGCAAUGUGCUGCUCACCGUCAGAUUGACAGGCCGUUAUUAAAAAAUCCAACACUUGGCCGCAUCUGCACCGAACUGAUGAAACCAGGGUCUAGCCAUAUCAAAAGCAAUAUUAGCACACUUGUUUGGCAGCGGCAUAAGAUGCAAUAAUGUUGCACAUGGAAGUGACGUAACAUUAUUGGUCCCUCGGGUGUUCGAUGAGCUCUCUUUUCUCUUAAAUUAUUCUUAUUUUCUCAUAAGUAAAGCCCGUGCCUUUGUCCAUUAUGAGUCGCUCAAAUCUGGUACAAGGAUAUUAAACAUACAGGCCUCGUAUUAAGACAAAUGUGCUGAACGUGCAAGAUGUAAUUAUGGUUUAAUAGCUUUCAUCUGUCAUCAAGUCCUCCUCUUUAAUCACGGCAGUCAUUUAUCUAACAUGUAGGAACAAGGAGAGGUCUAUUACAUAUUUAAACCCCCCGCACAUGCAGAUAUAUGGACAUAUGUGACCCUUCAUCUAAUAAAUUAGAGCCCAAAAUGGAGCCCUCUGUUGCUAUGGGCCAUAGUUGUCAGCAGCAGAGAGUGACUGAUAGUGAUUCAAAUCCAAGGUUUCCCUAAAAGAAGCAGAAGAAAAGCGGUAAGCUGCCCACAGAGCAGAAGAGGAAUCGCUCGGAGAAUUAUGUUGACAGUCCACUUUACAGGGAGCGUCAACUCAUCUGGCGUUUCAAGGCGGGUUCAAAGGUUAAGAAGGGCUGCGGCUGAGGGUUUGAUCAGACUGUUGAACGCGUUUCGGCUUCAAAGGGCAAUAUUGUUUGCCCUCCAUUUCUCACAUAGAACAACUGUUGGUCAGGCUUUGGGGCUCGCUCGCUUUCUUGCAAAGUGGAGCUUAAAAUGUGCUGCAGUGACGGCGCGCAUGCCAGCAGUUGUUGUGACAGCCCCAAACUGGUAAUGAAGUGAUGAAUGGGGUGCAAACAAUAUGAGAGCCAGCUGAAACAUAAUUAGAGGAGGACAAAGCGGCAAAAACUUGGAAACUGUAUCAGAAAUUGCACUAAUUAUGGAGUGGAAUCUGCCUGCUGAUUAUUCUAAUAACCACAAAGAUGGUGAAUACACAGACAGACACUGAUUACCCAUAUGUGAAAGACAGGGCAGCAUCAGGGUUGCCAAAGCCAGUCCCAGCUUGCAGACAGAGCUAAUAUUUUAGAGUUUGGGUGAAUAUUUAUAUAUUUUUUUUUCUCUGACAGUUAAUGUCCCAAAUUCAUGGAGCUUCUUUUUAAUGUAAAUAAGUAAUAAGAGUCAUUUUUGAUGUUCUCAAGUUGAUCUGACCAGAGGUGUGUCUCAGCUCUCUAUCUAUUAUAAAAUGCCACUAUAGUGCACUUUUUACAGUUUACAGUUGCAUCCAACAAAUCAAAUUACAUAAAAAGUUUGUUGUUAGAUUUCAGUUCAACAAGUUAAACUUUCCUACCAUCAGUUAAACAUUUCAAGCUUUUUUUGUUGUAUUUUGGUUUAAAGCUCCUGUAAGGGAUUUUUUUACAUUAAUAAAAUUGACUGAAAAUUCAUACUGAGGCAUUUUUAUGAUAAAUGAAAACAAACAAGACCAUCAGUGGUAAAAUUGAUGUUACUUUAAGGUAAUUUUUGAUGCCUCAAACUGGUGCAGGAGGGUAGGUGUCAAUUUUUUUUAUACUUUACACAUUAAUAACUGAUUAAUUUGACCUUCAAAAAGCAACAAUAUCAAGAUUAUUUUGUCCAAAAUCACAACUUAAGCAUGUAGAGAAAAAGAUAAGUAAAUAUAUCUUUGUACAUAGGGGGCGCCAAAAUCCACACAAACUGAAAGUUCCUCACAGGAGCUUUAAAUUUUCCUAAUAUUGUCCCAUAGCUCAUAAAAAAAUCAGAAAUCCAGUUUAUUUAAUUAUUGGAGUAUAAUAAAACAUGACAGGAUAGAAAAAACUGCUUUAUCCAGUUUUCAAAUGAUAUGUCUAUUAAUAAACCAAACACUUAAUUUGGGCUUUUCUACCUUGGAUCACCCUGUCAAUAUGGCAUUCAGUCUAUGUCGCUGAGACCCAGAUUGUUUUAAUUGCAGCUCUCAGCUAAUCUGAAUUUUAGGGUCUGUUUGUUUGUUUCCCAUCUUUCUCUCAACAACACAGCAUUGACUCUUUAAAAGUACUUUAAAAUCUCUGUUUUGACUUGUUGGCCAUAAUUAUCGAAAUUAAUAUAGAAAAAAUACAUUUAACAUUUAGUGCGUGUAAUGAGGUCAGAAAAUACAUUUUUACUUUCUGCCCUGACUGAAAAUAUUGAACAUUUUCCCACUUUCUAAUUGGUUGAGCAGCACUUUUAUGCUUAAAUGGUUCUGAGUCUCUUUGGCAUCACGGAACUCUGUCUCUCUUAGAUAAUGAAAUAGAGGCAAGCCUUCACACUUACUCUAUGCCACAAAUUGCUCCAAUAAUCACAGCGUUUAGACACUCGGGUCUAAGUCUAGUGAUAUUUUUUUGAUUACUUUGCGCCUACGUGGGAUGCAUAUAACUAUAUCUUUUGAGACGGGCCAAAAAAAAGUUUAUUUCAAACAUAAAACAAAAUUCUGUUGGAAGGAUUUUCUUGGAUAAGGAGUUUUGAAUUUGUUGACAUUUCAUCACUGGCAGACCUGUUAUUAUCAUCAGAAGAGGGCAGGUGUUGUGGUCAAGUUCAGCGCACACUGCUGCUGUUAAUCAGGGGACCAAUCGGGGGCCAAGUGUUUGUCCUCAGUCGGCUUUGAAUUUUUCAGACAACAUGAAAUACAAAUGUUUUCUUUUGCAGUUUUAUCUCUGAGGUUUCAAAGAUGAGUAAGGUUUCUGUCUUUGCUCUUUCUGCAGGUAUCCCCAGUAAUCACGGACCAGUGCGUAAGUGACCAAGCUUUUCUUUUCAACGGCAUGCUGACUAAUGGUUUUCCCCCUCAGUGAUGACUAACUCUGUCUGACUGAUGUUGGUGUGAAACAUCGUGCUGUACAUCACCAUUACCAUUCAACAGUUAUGUUUCCUACAGUGGAAACGAGAAUCUUUACACGGCAUUCAUUCAUGUAGAGUCACAUCUACCACUACCUGACUUUUUAUGAAUAAAGAUGAAUCAGUGCAGCUGUCCUCUGAGACGUUUCCUGAACUGCAUCUGAAAGAAUCAGGAUAUUACUCAUCGUAGAGUCUACUCUGUUUCUAAAAAGUACAUGCAUAAGAGCUUUACUUCACUUCUCAUCUUUAAGACAGUUAUUACAAAUCAAAUGGACUUUUUACUCCUGCUUCCUGUCGUGCAAACCAAGACUCCUGUUUCAUAUUGAAUACAUAGUCCACCUACUGAUUCCGCAAUAUCUCCACAAAGCAUCAGACAAAUUGGCAGAUAACUCGGUAUUAUUUGCAAAUUAGGAACUUUUUUUGAAUAACAGCUUUUGAGUGGGUUUGGAGACUCCUUUGAUGAAUGGAAAUAAAUGAAAACUGCAGCUUAGCAGUGUUUGCCACAAAUAGACGGCACCUGUACAGCUCGCCUCAAGGUUUAUAUUUGGCUGCCAAAAAAUGAUGCAAACCAUUUAAAGUGUUUUUUUAAACGCAAAAAAAGAGGCAACUGUGACUUAAGGUCCUUACACACCAGGAACAUUUUUUUUUGUGCAAUUAUUUUGGACAUCAGUAUUUUUUUCGAACCCAUAUCCUGUCAAUACAAGCAUACAUCAGUGACGUUUUCCCGUCCUGUGAUAUUGCGGCAUUUAUUUUUUCGGAUCACGGUCAAAUUUUCUAAAGUUUUGCAUACUGUGUGUCCACUUCUGACCAAUCAGAUUUCAUGUUGUUGCGACGUCUGAUUAAAAAAAAAACACAAACAUUACAAAGAUAACGACCUGAAGGACAACUUGUGAAGAGUCAUAGCGUCGGAUCUCUCAUAUGACGAUGGUUUGUGUCCUUUAACAGUUUGCUAAACGUCCUUGUUUUAACUUUCAUCUGUGCUAAGUAACUUUAGCUCGUAAGCUAACCUGUUCAGAUACAACAUAUAUGUAUUUCCACUGUCUCAAACUCAAUCGCGUUGCUGUCACAGCACCAUUAGGUCUCGGUUGUUACCUUACGUUUAUGGAUUAUAGUUUAAUGUGCUUAUCUGGUACUGGCCCCGUCUCAGUACAUGCUAUCAUGAUGGACAGACAUCUCAACACUAGUGUCUAAUCAGAACUGAAAAACAGUCAGUCUGCUGUUGUGUCAGUCUUCUCGCUUCCACCCGGGCCGCGUCUUUUUUCCCCCCGGAAAGUCGCAAAAAUCGUAUCGGGCUUGAUGCGUGUAGUCAGGCGCAUCAAAAUUCGCCUCUGAAUAUUUCGUAAUUUUGCGUCGUAAUUUUGCGUCGUAAUUUUGCGUCAUAUAUUUGCGUCGUUCCCGGUGUGUAAGGACCUUUAGUCAGUCCUCUUGUGAAUAAGUGUGUUUGGGAUUACUUAAUACUGGUGGGCUCCUGUUAUAGCAUCCUCCUCCAUCAGUGUAUAAACAUAAUGGGAAUGUGUGGAUGUAAUUAGUACUGUUACAGAGCUCGAGAGAUGGAAGUCCUACAUUAUACACCUCUUAUUAGUGUAUUGAUUUAGGAGCAGCUUCCCUAGAUUAAUAUGAACCUCCUCAAACCACUGUUUUCAAAGUUUAUGUGCUGCCGGUUGCUGCUAGAGUCAUUAGUUUUAGAUCGUUGCAAAACACUUUGUCAGUGACAAACCUUAUUCAAACAUGAAUCACUUGCAGUGAUGAUAUUGUGGUGCAGAUUUGGAAACCUCUGCCGUGUUGACUGGAUGUCUUUAUCAAACAUACUCAUGAAUCAUUUUGUCAGAGUUCAGACACUGACAGGUAGAGAGAUAUGAAAGGUGGCAGGGUGGGACUUGGAGCUGUGUCCACAUGUGUGCGAGCAUUUAAAAAUAAAAGUGAAAGAAAGUGAGGUGAACAGUUGGUCUCUUUUAAAACACAAUGAGAUAAAAUGGGGGGAAAAGGCAGAGAAUAGAGGCCACAUUAUAGAGGAAAAAUGUAAGAUUUGGGGAAUAAAGUCUUAAAUACAAUGAGAAUAAAAAUGUUAAAGAAUAAAAUAAAGUGAUUCAUGUCUGACUAUCAUGACAAUAUUGUCCUUUUAUCACAAAAAAUGUGAGAAAAACUCUUGAUUUUGGGUUCUGGUUAGUCACUUACUAGCUUGUAAUUCUGACUUCUUUGUCAUGAAAUUCUCGUCAACCUAUUGCAGCAUGAAAAGGUUAAUGUAUUUCACUACUUUCAGAGGAUAAUCCAACACCCAUCACUGUGUGGGAAACACUGCUCAGAUUUCUUGAAUUUUGCAGUAUGGUUUGCAGACUGGUAAGCAGGACUAUCUUUUGUGUUAAUUUCUAAUCUAAAACAUGCAAUUUAUUUACAAUUAAGGGUUAACUAACUAGUUAAUGAAGUAUUAUCAAACCCCUGCACAUUUGAGCCAGUAAAUCAGCAGGAACUUCUUGGAUUUCAUAUCUUCACCUCCACACAAGAGUGUUUGCCCCGAGCACACAGACAGAUAUUUGCCCAAAGCCAAAGUAAAGAAAAGCAUUUUUUCGUGUGGUUCCCACCAUGCAUCCCCACGCAUGUCGAUGCCUGAAGGUGACUCCUCAUACUGAAUCCGAAAACAGCUACCAUAUGUACAUGUCUCUGCCUUUGUCUUUGCAUUAUUCACUCAUUUUUAAGUUGCAUGCACAUCACCCCUCCACAUUAGUCCAUCUACUUCCCCUUCGAACAUGUGGCAGACAUUUUCAAACAGUUCUGAGGCGAAUCGGUCCUGAUACCAACCAGUGAGUGUAAAGAUAAAGGAUCUCUGCAUGCUGUCCCUGUGCUUUAAAUACAUAACAGCAUGAACUAUCUGACAACUCAGUGUAAUUUAUAACCUUUCCCAUUUUCACACAGAUCGAGCAAAUGCUUCAUCUCUUGGUGUUGCAAAUCGUAACCAAGGUAGGCUUAUAGGCUUUGUAACUUCAGCAUGACAUUAACAAUACAUAGAAAGAAUUGAUUGCUUAUUGAUUGGGAAUUUAAAAGGACCAAAGUAAAGGUGUAAUGUAGACUAUGCUAAGGGGUAUAAACAAGGUUUGUUUUGUUUUUUUCCCCAAAGCCCAGCUGCUUUCAUCCUGCAUGCACACAAACAAACACCGGCCCUUACAAGGUGGACCUUUUGUUGUGGGAAAAACUACUGGGAAUGGACCACAUGUCCCAGGAUCACAGAGUCCACAGCCUUGUAACCCCUUUGAUCAUACCUGCUUUAUAAAUACCCAGAAUGCGUGCUGGGAGGGGGUUGGGGUGGGCACCCUUUCUGCUAUGAUCAGAAGGGGAAAAAAGGGAAAGAGAAGAAGGAGAGGGAAGGAGAGAAGAGGCUCCAGGGGGGUUUAUGUAGAUUGAUCUCCAGCUAUCUCCAGCUAAUCCUCAGGCCCAGAUAUCCUGUGUAGUGAGUGUUAAGUUGCAUCUGCACCACUGCUCCCACAGCCAGGAGAGAGGGAAAAAAAAUUAAAAGAGGACUUUCAGGAUUUUGGAGAUUAAGCGAGGAAGCGUUUUCCUUUUGUUUUGGUGAGUUAGAAAGAUGAAGAAGAGAUGCACGUGCGGAAAUAAUCCAGGGUUUGCUGCUGUCAGAGGUGAAAGAAAACCAGUUACCGCACUGUAAAGGAGUGGAUUACAGGAAUUCUAUUUAUGUGUAAUUCACAUCAUUACCAUACUGGGUGAAAGAGCAAAGUGGCAAUCUAAGCGAUCAGAAUUUCAUGGUACUUUGUUCAAUCAUAGGAUAUCACAUAUCUGCAGGUGUUUUCAUGGGAACAAACCCCAGAGUUAGGCAUGUAGGCUGAAGAUGUAAACAUCCAAAGAAGUUAUUUUAAUGUGAAAAAAUAUCUUCAUACUGAUGUUUUAAUGAGCAAACAAAUUGUAAGUUUUAAUGCCUGAAACCAGUGCAAGGGAGUAGGUGCCAGCCAUGCAGCCGAGGAACAGCCCUGUUUUGACAAUUUUCAUGUAAAAUAUUGACAAUAAAUAAACUACAUAGCAGCCGUCACACUGCAUAGCUGUUCAAAAACUGUUCUUAACUGAAUGUAUGAGUUUUGAUGAAAUAGUUUCAAAUCAGCCUCAGUAGACAUUAAAAGGUAAAAAAAAAAGGUAAAAGGUAUUUACUGUCAGGUUUUAUUAAAGCACCAGUAGGGAACUUUUGUUUAAUGCCAACUUUUGGUUAAAGCCUGACCAGGGACGAAUACUGAAAAUUAGCUGAAGGUAGACGUCUUGUAUGCAUCACAUUUUCCAUUUCUUGUGGCAAUGUUGAUGUAUUGUCCCUGUUAAAAAAAAAACAUUAAAAUAAAUAACUUAGCGCCCUCUGAUGAUAAAUCAGUCUUUGCUUAGCUUGUCCUCAAAUUGUUGUUCACAUAAAAUUCUCGAUCUGCUGACUUUGUAAUGCCAAAUGUAUCCUUUAUUGUGACUGUUUUGUGUGAAAUAUAAAAACAGAGCUGUGUCACCGCUGACACCUACCCCCUCACAGAGAUUUUGGGCACCAAAAUUGACUACAUACAAACCAUUAAUCUUAUCACUGAUGGUCUCAUUUGCUUUUUUGAUGUCAUAGAAAGAAAGAAAUAUGAGUUUCAGUCAAUUUCAUGAACUUCCAAAAUUUACCUGCAGGAGCUUUAAAUUCAAGAUGGCGGGACAGAAGGUUGGAAAUGCCAUGGAGCUUGGAAAAACUGCAAAUCUUUCAAAGCAUCACGUGACAAUUAAACACAAUAAAGUUUUGAUUUUAUGUUUGCGGAAAAUUUGCAUUGAGUAUCUGUCUACCUAACUAAGUUUCAUGCUUGCUGGCUUUAUUUCUGUCAGUAAUAUUAAUAUUGAGAGAAUUAAUUAGAAAAGUGAAUACAUCAGUUUCAAAUAUGUUGUUAUGAGACGACCUAAAGUCUGACUUCAAACCCAUAUUGUAUUCUCAACGCUGUGCCAUCAUUCUGGCAGCCUCCAGGCAAAGAUAGUUGAGGUCUCAAAUUUAAUUCUCUUUAAACACAGCAGGCAGUUUGCUUUAAUUUGAGUUUCUACAUAACAUCAUAUGUAUAUUUCAUUCUUAGCUAAGUUUAAUUGCUGUUUAUACAACUUAAAGUAGCAACUUACAGACAGUUAUGGUUGUCUGCAAUUGAGAAAUGGUAGAAUCAGGAACAAUAUAUGUACUUCUCUGGCAUUAAAAUGUUAAAUAAAGCAACUGUUUGUUGGUUAGCGCAACCUAGCAUAGAGGCAGGAAGGUCUGAGGAGCAGCACGUUAAAAGUUCAUUUCUAAAAUUCAACAACUGUCUGAACUUGGUCAAACUUUUGACUCUGCUGAGUUUGUUUUUAAGCCUAGCUUCUUGUCUUUGCUAAUUGUAGCUAAGCUAAUACACAGACUGGCUGGUGCUCCACGCUUAACUAUCAAACUUCAACGUGGGAAGAAUAAGAAUUUCCCCCAAAAAAGCCUAAUAUUCAUGUUUUAUUCAACUUCCUUCUUUUCUAACUCUGUUUGACAGCUAUUAACCAUUAGCUGGGGUUCAGAGAAAAUGGGCCACUUUCUGUGUUUACAUGCAAAGUUUCAGCCCUGCCACUGUCGAGUGCUAAGCGUUCAUCUGACAGUUUAUAUUGAACUUCUCAGCCUGGAGUCAUGACUAAUGAUGAAGCCUCCGUGUUAAUAUGAUAACAGGUUUCAGCUUACCCUGACAUCAUGGAAAAGAUAUUGAUCCAGUGUAAUUGAAGAAACACUAUUCUGUCUCAGAGCAUAUAAUUAGCAGAUCCUGUAUCUGAAAACUGUCUCCAGUUAUAUUUAAUUGCACUGGAGGAUCUAUAGUUAUAAAGCCUUUUAAAAACUAUUCAAUAAACUACGAUUAAAAAUGAUUUCUGAAUAUGAUUUUUCUCCUCUUUAUGUAAUUAAAUGGAGUUUCCAAUUCAUCUCUAGAGUCUAUCCAGUUAAAAAAUAAACUCCCUUUCAGGCCCCGCACGGCUUGUGUGAUUCAUGUUCUGUUCUUGUGAAUGAAUGCACUUUAAAAGGCUGGUUCUCUAUUAGUUUUAUCCUACAACAGAAGAUCUACAUCUUUUAUGAAAUGGAGUGACAGGCGCUACAGUCCGGGACAUCCAUUUAUGACUUUUAACCUGAUUUGACACUAUGAUUGUCUGUAUCUCAGGGAGUUCUGCUGCUGCAGAGAGUGCGCUGAGAUAUGAGAUCUGCCCAAGUAUGACUAGGGCAUAAACACUCUGCAGACUCCUUAUAAAUUAAUAAUAAAAGGGAUAAUACAAACAACAUCUCAAGAAUAGUAGUAGAUAACAUGCUUCACAGAGUGUGAUGAAAAUAAGUGUAAAAACAUGGUAACAGUAUUGCGGCAGGAUGGUGGGAAAAAGAGGUGUGAAAACAGAGGAGUACCACCUAAUUACUAACAGAGGAAGGCUGUGAACAAACAGGAAUUAACUCUUACAUAUGUCGUCUUUUAGUACUGUUGUAAUUCUUCCAAUUAAAGCUUUAAGUUACAGUUGUUUAAAAACAAAGAGGAACUGGAUCCUUUUAGAAAUGACAAAGCUUAAAUUACCGUUACUACAAAAAGUACAGUAACAUACUGUAUUUCAUAAAACUACAGCCAGGUACUAAGGCCAAAUAUGAGCAAACAAAACAUAAUUGUGAGCACAAAUAGUUAGGAAUAUUUUCAAAUUAUUAUUUUCACAAAAAAAAUUAAGGGAAGAAAUCUUAAUUUUAGUCUGUUUUAUUUUUUGUACUAUUUUCUUAUUAUUUUUGAUGGGGGGACUCUGACAAGCAGCCAUCUGCCUGCAGUAAAAUAAUGAAUGUGGUUCAUUUUGUAAAGUCAAACUUCAGUAUUUGUUUCAUAUAUUACAAAAUACUCAGUCUUUUAGCCCAUUAUGAUAAGAAUCAAGAUUCAAAAUGGAUUUUGCCAGACAUUGAAUCUACCAUGAAAAAGAGCCGCCCGUGCACAUUACUGUUAUUUGAGGAACAAACUGCAUAAAUAGUUUUAGAUUAGGAUAUAAUUCAUCCAGAUUGCAUUUAAAAACACUUUGAAAAACAGGAAUAUUUCUCAUUCAACAAAAAGUGAAUUAAUAGUUAAUAAGUAAACAUCCGGUUUCAGGAGCAGCAGACUGAAAUGCUCAAAUCGUGUCUUUGUUUGGUCUUUUACUGCUGCACUGUUGCUGUGGUGAAUUUCUUCCAUGUCGCUUCGUGCAACACCAAGGCCCAGUGAUGGAUGUGUCAUAACAGUUAUACUGCUAAAAUGUCACACAUCCAGCAGGUGUGAGGUGCACAUAUGUCCCAGAGAGAGUAUGCUGGAGCUCUACAGCCGGGGUUCGAAUUGCUGUCUUCUCACCAGACUGAGAGUGAAUGAUGUUACCCCGGGCAAGACUGACCACCUCUUUAUAUCAGCUCUUUAAAGGCAUCCCAAAUCAUGACACUAUACUUUAUCAUUUAUUAAUAAAGGGCGAUUAUUUACUCAUCUCAGCUGGGUCUUGAAAAAGCUGUGUGAAAUCGAUAGGAAGUCACGUGACAAAGUAAACCCCGAUGAUGUCUUUAGGGAAUCUGAAUUCAAGCAGACUGUACUGAACAUCUACAUGACUGGGUCAAGAAUAGAUUUUCCAGGUUAGAGUGAUCUCACCUAUUGGCUUUCAAAGGGGUGCUAUGAAGCCUUGAGAUAGUCAGUGACUACCAUUUUUCAACAUCAUGUUUCUACCAUUGAGCUUUUUUGCCUUAAAGGCCACCGUCACUUUAUUAAAUAAGCAUUUAAAUCCAGAAUCAGACUGGUAGAUUUGACUUAAUAUUCUCAUUUCAAAUCACUUACCCUUUAAUAUUGGCUCUUAUAGGACUUAUUUGGCUUUUGGACCAGCCCCAAGUGGACACCAGAGGAACUGCAGUUUUUUUUUAACUUCUGUAAGAGCUUCAUUGUAAUACUGGAUUAUUCUGCUAAAAUAUGAGGCACUUUCCUGAUGGUGCAACAUGAGAUUAUGCACGAUAGGAAAUGUAGGAUCUAGUAUUUUGCCAGUACCUUUGAUUAAACUUGUCAAAUCUAUCACUGGUAAAUCCACCAAUCUGAAAGCACUGCAACAAUAAAUCACAGGCUCUUAACCCUUUUUCUCUUUUGGAUGAGCUGAUGUAAUUUCAAAAACACUUAAUUGAUCCCCAAACAUGUGUUAAUGCACCUUUUUAUACACUAUACUUCCACACUGUCACUGACAUUGUCCUAUUAUCAAAAACUGUCACGAACUGAAGCUAACUGACAAGCUUUCAUAAUAACACAAAUAUCCAGUCACUAUGUGAGAUUUCUCAAAGCGACACAGAAUAAUUGACUUAUUUUACACUGUAUUUUGUCAGAAGCUGGGCCCUGUGGCUGCACAAAGACACCACAGGCUUAAGCCUGUGGAUAAGCAAACUAAUUGGGCUACAGAUGCUUUUAGAAAGACAGCGGUCUUAAGGGUCCGCUGGAGGACAUGCAGAUUAUCCCUCAACCACAGGCAACAAAGUUAAUGUCUAGACUAUACAAUGGAGACUCAGCUGAUCCCACGGAAGUUUUAGCGAAACACACAAAAGCAGGUGUUUUCCAUUAGUGGUAAAAUGAGAAAGCUGCUCUGACAUCAGUGUUUGGGAUGAAGUCAGGGGACCAUUAAUGUUUGAAUUCACUGAGGACGUGGCAGCAGCACUUCCUGAUUUAGGAGUCUAUUUUCAUGCACCAGAAGUCCGAGCAUUUUUCAAAUGCUUGACUUGAAGGUGGACUGGUUUAGAGGGUCUUUGUUUUGUCAGGCACAGACCUAGACCACGGCUUUACCGCAUGAGACAGGUUCAUAGGGUUUAGUUUAUUCAAGCAUGAAUAGAUCCAAGUGAAAAUUCGGAUUUUUUCUGACAAUAAAUAUAUCCAAGUAUCACCAAAGCUGGCUGAUGUAGUAUUGUAGACCUUUGGGCGACUGAAUAUGGAACAAAACACUAACUAACUUUCAUUAGGUCAGUCUAGGACACUUACUGACUUUGCAACUCAAAAUCUCCAUUUUUAUCUUCCACUGGCGUCUGCAAAAACCCACACUUCAGCUCCUAACUUCAUUUGGCUGCACCUCCAAUGAUACAGUCAGACACAUCUUGCUGGUGUUACUUUUCACAAAGUUUUGCAGUCACAAAAAGUUACACCUCCACAACAAACAACUGACUUUAAGUGUUAGAUGUUAGAUCCCCAACAUGUUAAUUAGCACUAAGCUAACUGUUAAUAAGCUGCUGUUACAUUGGUUCCAAGUCAUCAUGGAAAGGUGGAUCCGGCGGGGAUUUCAUUUCAGCCUUUGUGUGCAAAUUUUGUGUCUCAAAAUGUAUCAUUAUCAAACCAAAACUAAAACAAAACAUUAAACGUUAAAGGCAUGGUUGACGAUCUGAAAAGCAGUUGAAAAAACUGAGCCGUUGAGGCAGAUUUGAAAAAGCGUCCCACCCCCCACACACAAACCUCUCCCCCCUGAACCUGUAUCGCCCUCCCCACGACGCACCCCCUCUGGCAGAGCAAGAAGGCCAGCAGAAGAUUCUACGCUAGCUUUAAAUAGGAUUCACCAUGUCGGAUUGCUAAUGACUAGCGGCAGUAAACGCCAGCUCUGCUAACGAGCACAGUCUGCAGCUGCCUGGACAGCUACCGUGUUGACAUUGCAGAGACUAAUAAGAGUUAUUUAUGUAACGUGCCACGAUAAAAGGCAAAAAUUACCUGUUCAACAAAAUCUCUGCUGUCUCGGCGUCUGUUUUCAGGCCCAAAUCCUGGCGGAGUUUUCUCCAUCGCUCGAAGGAUGACCCGAUGUUUAUUCCAGUUAGAUUCCUCGCUUGGUCACAUUUCCUCAUCGUCUCUGCCCUUUCUUCUGUCAGCUUGUGUUUUCUUAGCACUUUUCAGAAUCAGAAUCAGAAUCAGAAAUACUUUAAUAUCCCCAGGGGAAAAAUGCUUUUGUUACAGUGCUGCAGUGCAAAUACAGUAAAGAGGAGAUAAAUAAUAGAUAAAAUAAAAGAUAAAAUAAGUAAAAAUAUAGAGAUAAUAUACAAGUAUUUACAUUCUAAACAACACAAAUAGUGACAUCGUAUGCAUGUAAAACAGUGAGCAAGGUUCCAGGUAAAGACUACUGACUGAGUGUGUCAGUCUUUUGGUGAUGGGGCAAGCAGAAGUGGUUUUAUUUCCAUCCGUCUCCAUCACAGCUCCUGUAGCUAACUGAUACACUACUUUUAGCUGCUCAGAGCUCCGAGGAGGGCCGGGAGAGUAGGAGGGGAUGAGGCGGAACUACUGGAGAGGGAUGUGUUGAAUACAGCAAGGUGAUUGGAUGGAGAGGCGGAGCAGGAGUUUGACCAAUAGGAGCUAUGCGGGAUGGAUGGCUCCCAUUGGUCAAUGUUUUUGCAGCCCUGCACCUGCUAGGGUGAGCGGAUUUUAUUAACUUUAACUUUAACUUUAUCAUUAUUUAUCAUUAACUAUGCCUUUAAGAGCUGAAAACUGACUCAAAUCAAAAGUCUCUCUCUGGAGCUUUAAUAUUUGCCUCCUUGCUUUAAAUUUCUAGCCGUUACGUAAAUCGUACUCGCUCUGCAGUGCUACUAUUACCUAAAGUUGGUCAUGGCAGAUAGGACGGCAUGUUUACAGAGAAGAAGAAGAAGAGCUGACUGUAUUGAGAAACUGCAAACACCAGCCUGUAAUGCACCCUGUUAACAGCUGUACGACUAACUGCCACUUAUUGCAAAUAUUAUCAAAAAUGUGUUCAUUAGACUCAAAUGCAUCUGCACCAUAUUACUUCCCUUGCUCAGCAUAGAUUUGCCCUUUAGAGGAAAGUGAAUGUAAACACACGGCUUAUUCAUGAUAUGAUUUGCAGAUCAGCCUCUGCUGAGUUUUUUUUUUUUUUUUUCUCUCCCAAAUAUAAACAUUGUCAAGUUGCAUUACCAGAAUUGAUUGUAGGGAGUUUUGUGGCCCAUUUAUUUUAAAUUUAUCUCAAACAAUCUAUGCAAAUGUCAGAUUUUUGUGUCAGUCUCUGAAUCAAGGAGCAGGAGGCUUGUUGCCAGACUCAUUAUUUCACACCUAGUCUUCAACAAUCACGCACUGAGAAAUCUAUCAUUCACACCGCCUUAAGACCUGCUGCAUUUUAAGUGAGGAGCAUGAGUGAUGGGGAGAAAUGCUAUAUUUGCCCUUACUCUGCGAUCAUUAUUAAUCUUUCUAUAAAUACAUGAAAACAGAGGCUGUCUCGGGUUUUCAAUAGCAGAGGCUGAAAAGAAGUGUGUGGAGUCAUGGGAGGAGUUUUCAAAACUAUUCGGGAUCCGGCAUCAUCAUUAAAAUCCUGAUAUCCACAUGUAGGAUCUCGGAGAAAGCAUGACAUCAGCUUUGUCUGCUUGCAGCGGGAGAGGGGUGUUGUAAGGUAAAACGCAGCGAUACCAAUGCCUUUUUAAUCAGUUUUGGCAGGAAAAAAUAUUAUUUGUCGAGUUUAUUCUCAUGCAUAAGCCAUAAUACUGGAAACCAAAAAAUGUGAUUACUAUUUAUGCAGGGAGAGAUAUCCAAUUACACCGAAAUCUCUUGGCAAAUAUUACCUCUUCCAGGAUUUCACCUCUGCCAGCAGCGGGGCUUCUUGGGAUAAUUGAGUUGUGAGUUUUUGUCUGGAAAUGUGAAGAUCAGCUUAUGUCGUACUCAUCAAUCUAUAUCAAACAAACACGUGUUUGGAGGCCGCGACAGCACUCUGAUUGUGGAUAUUAUGUCCUUUCCCUCUGACGGGGUUGUAAGGUUUGUUGUUAGGUUAACCGCGGAAGAAAAUAACAGCAAUUGGUGAAUUACCUCGCAACCCGGAUUUGCAUAUCAAAGGUAGAGGUGGUGCAGCUCGAGCCAGACAUCCUUUCCAUGUCGUCUCCUCUUUUCUGCUCUGUGAGUGUCAUUGUGCCAGAGGGAAGCCAAGUGUAAUUCUCCUGUCCUGCUCAGAGGGGCUGUUUCACAAUACUCUGGCAUCCUUUGAUUCACUAAUCAUUGAUUUCACCUCAUCACUGCCAUGAUUUGUUUGCUCUUUUGUUUUGCCAGGAUUAAUUCCCUCGAGAUUCCCGUUUGCGCACCUAAAAAUAUCCAUAAAAUGUCUGUCUGUCUGUGUUCUCCAUGUAACGGCUUCUCUAGUGUUUAAACUCGACCAUGUCCUGGUUUUCGUUUCCUCUUUGUGUGCCCACUUUAUUCAAAAGUCCUUGGCUUCACCCUUUCCUAAUGUGUCAGCUGUGCUCUAAGGACACAGAGCGUUGCAGACAGGACAAGAAGAGGCAGCUUGUGCCCUGUGAACCUGCCUGUUGAUGUUCUCUGCCGCUCCAUCGCUGAGUGAUCUAUUAAUCACCCCUUCCUGUCUCCCCUGCCCUUUUUUUUCCCUCCUUUUUUUGCUUUGUCUCCGCAGCUCGCGUGUGUGACAACGCCAUGCUGCGCUGUCAGAACGGCGGCACGUGCCACCACCAUCAGCGCUGCCACUGUCUCCCCGGCUUCACAGGCGUCCUGUGCGAGAGAGCUCACUGCCAAGGCCCCGGGGAGUGUGAUGACCAAUUGGAUGGACAGGCCGCCUUCCAUCACCUUCCCAUCGCUUUGACCCUCGUAGUGCUCCCGCUAUUGAUUGUACCCCUUUGCUGAGAGGUCAGAGCGGCCUCCCCUCCUCAACCAAAACCCUGAGACCACAUAUGUCGGGACUGAACUCUCAACCUGAAGGACCUGAAGGACAAAGGACAUGUGGACAAUGUGCUCGGCAUACAUUACAAGCAACUCUUUUGUAUAUCCAAGGCCGCAGGCGUGGGCGAAAGUAUUACUAGUGCAGCAGGAUGUGCACUGAUCUGUUAGACUGAAUACUAGAUGGAUUUAUGAGAGUAUUCUGAUAAUGUCACAGAGGAGACGGUUGGAGCCCUGGCUUUGUGGUUAUGUUAUUGGCUGAUGCUUCAUUAAAAAGGCAGACUGGAGACUCGGAAAGAGCUACCCACCUUCUGAGAGCAGACUGUAUAAAACUAGACACAUGAUUUCUAAGUAUCAUCUGAAGUAAUUAAAAAAUAAUAAUGUGGACUGGGACAUCUUAGAACAUCUCGCCUCACUGCCUCCUUCCUAACUCGUCCCCCUCCUCCUCCUCCUUCCUCUCCUCCUCUCCCUCACUCUUUCCCCUCACCGCUCCUCCCUGUGCUUUGGUGACUCUGGUGAAUUUUACUUUGCUGAAGGGUGUCUGUUGUUUUUGCCAAAUGCUGCACAUGUGAUAUUAUCGAGCCCCCUCGACGAGUACCGACCUUUUUCUGUUUCCUUUUCCAGAGGCUUUGUAGUCAUGCUUGAGCUCACCUGUAUGAGAUAAAGAAAAAAAAAGUUGUAACAUACUGUAACUGUAUUUAAUUUUUGUAUAAAACAGAUAUUUUCAUGACUACGCAAAACAAAAGGAUGUAUUACUUGUUUUCUAUUGCUGCAGAUCUGUCCUAGAUGUGGACUAUAUGAGUGCGUAAGGAGUUUGGUUGUAUUAUUUCUUUUGCUUGUGUGGCACAUGGCUCUCUUCAUCGGAGAGCUGCUGUCGAAACUAUGUUUACAUACACACUUACACAAUACACUUCCACCAAAGGGAAAAAGAAACAUGUCUUUGUCUUGUUGUUGAACGAUAGAAACAUCACAGAGGGUCAAGAUUACAUACGAGACCAGCUGUUAUUCCAAGAAAAGCAUUCCUCUCAGCAAUCAUCGCCAAUCAUUCAGCUAAACAACAUCUGCUCGAAACAAUAUCUCCAAGUUAUACGAGCAGGACUUGGUGCGCCACGGCCCUCCCCUUGUUGUGCACAUGAAGAUUGGAAAAAAAACGGAAUAAUCUCGAGUCAGAAUCCCAUCAGCUUUAUGUAAAUUGAACAAGAAGACUUGGUUAAAAAAAAAAAUGAGAUUGCAUGGCUGUUGCAGAGGUUGUCCAGCUCAAAUCUUUAAUCAGAUCUAAUCCUCAAAUCAAAUGGGGAGAGAGGACGGUUUUCUGAGCUGGUAUGGUUGAAAGCCUGCAUCCUGCUGCGGGUGCCUCCAAGAAGCGACACUUUCAGGAAAUGAGCUUUAAUUCAUGGAGGGUCAAUGAAUAGAAAUGAAGUCGCAUCCCACUGGGUGACAUAUUGAGCACUGAGACCAAUUUCAUUUGAGAGAUUAAUUUUCCUCCCAAGGUUGUCAUGAAAUACCUAAUUGUGUUAGAGUCUACUGUAAGUGCCUCUCAUUAAAUGACACUGUCAAUGAAAAGAGAAGCCAAUGCCUUUUUGACAGAGACUCGAGACGGGGAGAGCAACUUUUGGGAGCUCGGAUGAAGUAUUUGAACACUGUGGAAUGAAACUGGAGAGGAGUGGAUGUUGUUUGUCUGGCAGAAAACCAAAACCUCAACUUUAGCAACCAAAAGAAGCAGCAUUUUGAGUAUUCAUUUGAAGCUUUGGAAAAACAGCAAUCAAAAUGUGAGUCCAGAAAAAGAGUUAGUUCCUCUUAAAGAUACAGUUAGCAUCGUACAGCAGAUCUAGAGGAUUUUUCCUAAUGUUGGGGGGAAAAAGUGGAUUUGGAGCUUGAAUAUGAGCAAGUUUCCAAGCAUUUCUAAAUACAAAAGAGCAUGUCCAAAAAAACACAUACUAGCUUACUGCCUCCAACAGCAACCAAACGUAGCAUUACUCUAGGUCCAAAAAGCACCAGUUUGUAAGAAGUUACUUGAAUAAAGAAAUAUGCACUGAAUUUUCUCACCAAACAGAAAUAGGUUUGGAUUUCAGGAUGUUACUCC
Molecule: messenger RNA, 79811 nt
Organism: Xyrichtys novacula (pearly razorfish)
Lineage: Eukaryota; Metazoa; Chordata; Actinopteri; Labriformes; Labridae
Source: the annotation of a GenBank genome assembly